UCACUUUAUAUUUACUUAUCGAUAGACUAUUCUUAUAACACUCUGAUAGAUAGAUCGCAAACACUUAUUUCUCUCUCUCUUUAUUUUUCUAUUUUUAUCGCAUCCUAUUGACAUUUUAUUCAAACUUAUUCAAACAUUUUUUAUCUGAUUUUACUAUUCGCUAUUCAACAGACUAUAGUCGAGUCUUAUUUCUUAUUUACUUUAUUUCAAUUGCAUCUUGAAACAAUCUGUACAAGUUACUCUUUUUGCUGGUUUAGUGUUCAUUACUUUUAAGUAGGUACCCUUAGUAUCUCACCAGUAGAAUAGGUAACUUUUUGACAUCUUAUUACUCUUAUUACUUUUCAACAACUAUUACUCAAUUCAAUACUCUAAAAAUUCACCUACCCGUACUACUUAUGCACAACUUCACUAUACUACCUCACGAUUUAAAUUUCUGUUACCCUACAAAUUAUUUCAUACCACUACGCAACACCUUCCAUCAAAAAUGAAGUUUUUUUCCUCACAUCUAGUUGCCGGAGAGCGGAUUCUCGUCGUGGGCCGCCAUCAGAUGCAGACCAGAUUCGAGCAAUGCAGGUGGUAGAGGCGCCACCACACCGAUCCAGGGGUCGCAGGAGAUGGGUGGACCCUGCCGACCUCGGGUGGCUCGACCCCGCCACACCAAGCUGCUCGUCUUCUAGUCGAUUUUGUCUCUCUUCUACGUCAAAACCGGGAGCGGAUAAAACUGCAUCAAAACCGGAUGAAGACCACAGCAGCGUAGCUGCAACAACUUCAACGACGGAGGAGGCUUGCGGUGCUUCAGAAGAUGGAGUCGUGUUUCAGAACUCUCAUUUCCGGAGCUCCGCUGGUCUACUCUCCACGACCAGAAUAGAAGAUGAUACGUCGAAACGGAGGAAAAAACGCAAAAGCUACUCCAGUUACUACGACAACGAUACCGCGGGGCGGAGUAGAAGAGAAGAAACUUAUUUUGCGAAACAAAAUUUCUCUUUCGUCGAACUCGUCUGGUGUUACUUCUUCGCCUUCGUGUCUUUCCUGCAGCGGAUCUGUUGGCAGCUUUUUCGCCGCAUAAGGAGAGCAGAGAACGAAGAAAACCAACAACAACGGCAAAAUAAAUCCACGGCUUCUGUUAUUGGCAGUGACAGAGACCGUGUCGAUGCUAGUUGUGAUAACGACGACGAAGGAUCAUCAUCAUCUCUCCACCAAACGGCAACAAAUGGAACAAACGGCCACAUCAGACGGGCGUCGCUCUCCUGGCGAAAGCCGCUCGUUGUGUCGCCUACUUGUUCCACUUCAAGUAUAAUUCAGAGGAACAGAAUAAGGCGCCGGAGAAAAUCGAGAAUACGUCGGGUGAAGAGGAUGGCGAGUUCUUUAUCACAGCUUCGGAGGCGGAGUCUCGUGCCGCCACGGAGUUGUAGUGCUGAAGAGAUGUUCGCAGUAGAGGAAAACAAUAUCACAACACCGACAUUAUACCAGCACACGAACCACAAAAGGAUAAAACGGAAAAUGAAGACCACUAGUAGUCCACCAGCAACUUCUUCGAAACAGACCGUCCUGAUGCGGAUCGUUGCGUUCUUUUCGCUCCUGACGGAAAUCGCGCAGGCCUUUGUGCUUGUGUCCAACACGGGUGCGAUCACGCUCCUAGGUCCGAUCGAUAUCGAUCCGCAGGGGCAGUCGAUCGACAACAAAUCUGCCCAAGCCGGGAUCCGGUUCCGCUACGACGGGAUCCGGGAGUGGAACAUGCACAUGCAGGAGUGGUUCGACAACCGCGAGGCGUUUCUGAUCUCGAAGGAGAUCUUUAUACAGGCCAGCGGGGAAACGGAAGGUCCGGUCUUGCAGGAGUACAAAACACUCAUGGCGCUGACAAGGGAUCCGAAGGAGGUCUACGUCGUGUCGUCCGCAAAUGUCGAGGGUGCUGCGAUCUUCGGACAGACGCUCUCCGUGACCGAGCAGUCGUACUUGAUGGGGAUGCGCACGAGUAUUGGUUCCACCCAACCAAUAGAAGACCCGGCGCACACCGUGGUCAAUUCGAAGAUGAGCAUCGGAAACGACGUGCGUAUCGGGUCAGACCUGAGCAUCUCCGGCGACGUAUUUACUGAAUUUUGGUUUUUCAUAAAUUCGAGUUCUCGAAGAUUGUGUGGCAGUUUUGACGCGAACUACAGACUGUCUUCGUCGUAUGAAAUCGAAGUAUAGAUGAAUCCAAUCUGUAGUUCUAUGCACACAUCUCAUACAUUUUCCCAAAAUCGAAACCCCGAAAAAUACACAGGUGAAACUGGGUGAGGCCACCUCCAUCCAGUCGCGCGCGUACCCGCCGCUCGGUACGAUCCCUAUCACGGAGCCGAUCUACCUGCCGCAGGACUACAUCACGCUCAAAAGGAACAACGCCCUGAAGCGGUUCUGGUCCUACCUGUCCGUCGCGCAGAUGGGCUACUUCGGGAACCAGCUGUCGGUCCGGUAUUUUGCCGGAUUCGGGGAGAAGCUCUCGGUCUACGACUUCAUCUCCUUCCGAUCAGCGGUGUCGUUGCGAUCCUUCGCCAGGCUAGGGAGCACCUUAUCCUUGACCGGGUUCGGUCGGUUCGGCGAGUCCGUGUCCGUUCUCGGGUGCGCGCACCUGGGUAGCUCGCUCUCCUUAGGCAGACCAGGGCCACUACCCGUGGACCAGUUCAACCGGCCCUACUACCCGUUUGUGAGACUAGGAACUUCGUUGUCAGUCUACAUGAAGACGAUUUUGGGUUCCUGCCAGUCGGUGCUGAACUGCGUGGAUUUCUCCUCCACGUUGUCCAUCCGGAUGUGCUCGAAGCUGGGUUCUGGGCUUUCCGUCUACGGCGUGCAGCGGUACGGGAGUAGUUUGUCGGUGUUGGACUACCUCUUCCUCGGGUCGAGCUACAGUAUCAGAACCUUGUCCCGGUUCGGGUCCGGGGUAUCCGUGUACGGCAUGACGAGGUUGGGGAGCUCUUUGAGUAUCAUGGACUACUGCCAGCUCGGGUCGACUUUGUCGGUGAGAACGAUGGGCAGAUUAGGGUCAACCUUUUCCGUCUUCGGGAUCACGAGGAUCGGGUCGAUGCUGUCUUUACUCGACUACCUGAACAUGGCGUCCUCCCUGUCCCUCCGCUCCUUCGGCCGCCUGGGGUCCGCGAUGUCGAUCUUCGGCAUGAACCGAAUGGGAUCCGGGUACUCAGUGUUGGAUUUCGUCCUGAUCGGGUCCAGUUUGUCGUUGAGAAAGAUAGGCCGGUGCGGAAGCAGCAUGAGUGUGUACGGGCUGGGCAAACUCGGCUCCGGGUGCAGUAUCCUCGACCACAUCGCGCUCGGCAGUGCGAUCAGCUUACGGUCGUUCUCGCGGCUCGGAAGCAGCCUGUCCGUGUUCCGGAUUUGCACGAUGGCGUCGAAUCUGUCGAUACUGGAUCUGGUGUCCAUCGGCACCGCGGUCUCCUUGCGGUACUUCGCGCGCCUCGGGUCCGCCUUGUCAGUGUACGGGACGGUCAGAUUAGGGUCGAACCUGACCAUGCUGGACUUCAUGGGAUUGGGCUCCUCCCUCUCCCUCCGCGCGACGUGCCGGUUGGGCAGUUCCCUGUCGAUCUACGGCUUCACGAGGCUAGGGUCGAUCUGCUCCGCGUUGGACUACUACCAUCUCGGGUCGUCGAUCUCAAUUAGGCGGUACACGCGGAUGGGAAGCAGCAUUUCGGUCUACGGGUUGGCGCGAGUCGGGUCAACGUUGUCGAUUUUAGAUCAGGGCAACAUGGGUAGUUCGAUGUCUCUCCGCACCUUCUUCCGCGCGGGGAGUACGUGCUCGGUCUUCGGGAACACGCGGAUGGGCUCCUACCUCUCCGUCGGCCAGCAGGGCUACUACGGAUCGAGCGUGUCGGUGCAAUCCUUCAAGAGACUCGGGUCCGCUCUGUCCGCCUUCGGGUGCGCCAGGUUCGGGAGCAGUCUGUCCGCGCUGGAUUUCGUGACGAUGGGAAGUUCUUUGUCGUUGCGGUCCUACAGCCGGUUCGGGUCCACGUUCUCCGUGUACGGAAUGACGAGGUUAGGAUCGCUGGUUUCCCUGAUCGACUUCACGCACUUGGGGUCCUCCGUGUCGCUGAACCGGUACUGCCGGGUUGGGUCGACAUUAUCCCUCUACGGGAUCUCCCACCUCGGCAGCAGCCUGUCUCUACUCGACUGCUCGCAUUUCGGGUCCGCGCUGUCGUUGCGAAAUUUCGCGCGGCUCGGGAGUUGUCUCUCCUUGUACGGCGCGGCGCGACUGGGAAGCUCGAUUUCCGUGUUGGACUUCGUGCACUUUGGGUCCAGUUUGUCGACCAGAACACUGGCGAGGUUAGGCUCCAGUCUGUCCGUCUACGGGUGCACGCGGUUAGGAUCUUGUUUGUCGCUUCUAGACAUGGCGCACAUAGGAUCUACGACGUCAUUGAGGAGUUUCGUUCGGAUCGGAUCCUCGAUCUCCAUCUACGGGAUUGCGAGGUUGGGGUCCAGUGUUUCCGUCCUCGACGCGGUGUUUUUAGCCAAUCACUUCUCGACGCAAGACAUGUGCAUGGGUUUGUCGAUCCGGAAUUUAGUGCGGAUGGGCAGUGCGAUGAGCUGCUACGGGAUUCAGCACAUCGGAAGUUCCUGCUCCGUGCUGGACUCGCUGCACAUGGGAAGUUCGCUUUCCAUGCGUGCGUACGCGCGACUCGGCCAUUCCGUCUCCGUGUACGGCAUGUCGCGGUACGGCUCCGCGAUGUCGAUCCUGGACUUCACGCACUUCGGCAGCAGCUUCAGUUGCAGAGGACUGGCGAGGUUGGGGUCUAGUCUGUCCGUGUUCGGCGUCAGCAGGAUGGGUUCGUCCAUGAGUGUCUUGGACGCCGUCGCGGUCGGCAGUUCCAUGUCGUUGCGCUGCCAGAUGCGGUUGGGGUCGGCUUUGUCCGUGUUCGGGAUUGCGCGGCUCGGAUCCAGCUUAUCUUUACUAGACGCGGCGAUCUGCGCCAGUACGUGCAGCGUGCGGACGUUCUCCCGGCUGGGGAGCUCGCUCUCCGUGUACGGCAUGGCGAGAUUCGGUAGUGCGAUGUCGGUGCUGAAUUUCGUGGAGAUGGGGUCCGGGUUUUCCGUCCGGAACUUUGUCCGGUGCGGCUCCGCGCUCUCCGUGUACGGAAUGACGAGACUAGGUUCCGCGAUCUCGGUUUUGGACCAGGCGUACCUCUGCUCCUCCAUGUCGCUGCGGGGCUUUAGUCGCACCUGCCGGUCCAUGUCGCUGUACGGCAUCUCGCGGUGCGGAAGCAGCAUGUCCGUGUUAGACGCGCUCUACAUGGGGUCCAGCUACUCUUUGCGGUCGUUUAGCAGGCUCGGGUCGACUCUGUCCUUGUACAGCCUGUCGCGGAUGUCGAGUUCCAUGAGUGUGUUAGACGUGCUUAUGAUGUCCUCAGCGCUCUCAAUCCGGAACAUGGCGAGAAUAGGCAGCAGCUUCUCCGUGUACGGUUUUUUCCGCAUCGGGUCGCAACUGUCGGUACUGGACUUCGUGCACGUAGGGAGCAGCAUUUCCAUCCGGAAAGCGGCAAGAUGUGGGAGUUCUCUCUCCAUGUUCGGCAUGGCGCGACUAGGGUCAACACUCUCCCUGCUCGACUGCGUCAGCAUGGGGAGUGGGUUGUCCGUCCGAGGUUUGUGCCGAUACGGAUCCGCAUUGUCCUGCUACGGAACGGCUAAAUUAGGUUACAGUUUAUCGCUACUGGAUCACCUACACUUAGGCCAGGAGUUUUCCGCGCGGAGCUACAGUCGCAUGGGAUCGGUCUACAGCAUCUACGGAAUGACGAGACUAGGAUUGCAGAUGUCGCAACUCGACUACAUCACCAUCGGGUCUUCCGUCAGUCUUCGGUCCUUCUUCCGCAUGGGCAGCGCCAUGAUGUUCUCGCUCUACGGUGUCGCGAGAUGCGGUUCGAGCUUGUCCGUUCUCGAUCUGGUCCAAGCGGGGUCUUCGAUGUCGCUCCGGCAGUUUUUCCGGUGCGGAUCCGCGAUGAGCUGCUACUAUUUGGCCAGGAUUGGAAAGGAACUGUCGGUCCUCGACUCCGUGCACCUCGGGAGCUCGCUGUCCGUAAGGUGCUUCUCUCGCUUCGGCAGUGCCAUUUCAGUGUCUGGGCAAAUGCGAUUCGGCAGUUGCUUGUCGAUCCUGGACUUUUACAACGUCGGAAGCAGCUUUUCCACCCGCGGGUUUCUGAGACUAGGCUCUGCGAUCUCGCUGUACGGAGUGGCGCGGCUCGGGUCCAGCAUGUCGGCUUUGGACCACUUCAGUUUAGGUAGCGCAUUGUCCCUGCGAAGCUUCUCGCGGCUGGGGAGUUCGUUGUCCGUGUUUGGGUUCAGCUCGAUCGGCAGCAGCUGUUCCGUGCUGGACUACUUGGCACUAGGGCAGAUAAGACCGCGGAGUUUCACCCGACUGGGGUCCACCGUGAGCAUGUACGGCAUCGGGGCGAUGAAAUCCCAGAUUUCCGUGCUGGACUUCUUGCAGAUUGGCAGCUCCUUCUCCUUAAGGUCUGUCGCGAGGCUGGGGAGCUCUUUAUCCCUGUUCGGGUUCACGAAACUCGGUUCAAGUGUCUCCGUCGUCGACUGGAUCCACUUCGGCUCCGCGCUGUCACUGCGAACGUACAGCAGAUUGGGCUCAACCGUUUCCGUCUUCGGCAUGACGAUGUGCGGCUCGGGAUUGUCCGUUUUAGACGCCGUGUGGCUGAGCAGCUCUUUAUCCCUGCGGACCUUCGCACGGAUGGCUAGCUCUUUGUCCAUCUACGGCGCCUCGAGACUGGGCAGCUCGUUCUCGAUCCUGGAUACGAUCUCCUGCGGGUCCAGCAUGUCUAUGCGGAGUAUUGCCCGGUUAGGAUCAUCCUUAUCCUUCUUCGGCAUCAGUCACCUCGGGUCGGCCUUUUCGCUCUGCGAUUACUUCACGUUAGGGUCAACCCUUUCCGUCAGAACGCUAGCGCGAUUGGGUUCCGGAACCAGUAUCUACGGGUUCGUGAAGCUCGGUUCAUCCGUCUCGAUGCUCGACUACGUGCUGUUCGGAUCGUCUUUGUCCCUCCGAGGCUUCUCCCGAUUCGGCUCCGCGCUGUCCGUCUACGGCAUCAGCAGAUUGGGCUCGACGUUGUCUAUGGUCGACUACGUGUGCAUGGGAAGUUCCAUCUCAUUGAAAGCGUUUGGCCGACUAGGCUCUAUGCUCUCCGUCUACGGAACGACCAGAAUUGGUUCCAGUUUGUCCAUCCUGGCCUUCAUCAGCAUCGGAUCGUCGUUAUCAGCCCGUGGGUUUUUGCGGUUAGGGAGCUCCUUCUCCAGCUACGGGUUCGCGCGAAUGGGAUCCUCCUGUUCCGUGCUGGACUUCGUGCAGUUCGGAUCCAGCUUUUCCGUCGCGAGCUUUUCCAGGUUGGGGAAAUCCUGUCUCUCCCUGUACGGAACGGCGAGGUUCGGCUCCGCACUUUCCGUGUUGGAUUACGUGAGCUUCGGUUCUUCGAUUUCGCUCCGAAGAAUCGGCCGCAUGGGGUCCGCGCUGUCGAUCUACGGGUUCACGAAGCUGGGGUCAAGUUUGUCCGUUUUAGACCUUCUCCACCUCGGGUCCUGCACGUCCGUCCGAUCGUUCAUGCGGCUCGGAUCCGCGAUGUCGGCGUACGGGUGCGCGCGGCUCGGGUCCGCGUUCUCGCUGCUGAACUUCAUCCACUUCGGGUCCUGUAUGUCCGUCCGCUCCUUCACCCGUUACGGUUCUUCCUUUUCCGUGUUCGGGUUCGGAAAGCUCGGAUCCGCGAUGUCGCUGGCGCAGUGGUGCACGUUCGGGUCGUCGAUUUCUGUACGGAGCUUUGGCCGCGUCGGUUGCGACGGUUUCUUCGCGAACUUCCAGAUCGCGAAGUCGCUCUCGUUUUUCGGAACGAGCAGGCUGGGAAGUAGUAUCUCCGUGCUGGACUUCAUGAAUCUCGGUUCUUCCCUGUCCCUCCGGACGUACGGGCGAGCGGGCGGCUACGCGUCGGUGUACGGCAUCGCGAAACUGGGAUCCAGUUUGUCCGCGUUGGACUUCAUCGAGUGCGGGAGCACUUUGUCCAUGCGGAGUUACUCGUGGUUCGGAUCCACGAUGAGCGUUUUCGGCGCGGUGAUGCUGACCUCGAGUCUGUCGCUCCGUGGGUGCACGAGAUUCGGAUCUUCGUUUUCUGUGUUCGGGAUGGAACGACUCGGGUCUUCUGCCUCGAUGCUAGACUUCGUUUCCUUCGGGUCCAGCAUCUCGAUCCGGAUGGCGACGAGGUUGGGCUCGUCUGUGUCCGUCUACGGAUUUCUACGCCUCGGUUCCCAGAUGUCCGCGCUCGGCAGCUGCGUGUUCGCAUCGUCCCUAUCUCUCCGUUCCUUUGCGCGGAUGGGAAGUAGCUGCAGUGUGUACGGCUGCACGAAGCUCGGGAGCUGCGUUUCUGUACUGGCGUUUGCAAGUCUGGGGAGUACGUUUUCCACGCGGUACUUCUACCGGAUCGGCUCGAGUUGCAGUGUGUACGGCGUCGCGCGAUUGGGGUCUGCGGUUUCCGCUUUGGAGUUCUCCUCCUUGGCUUCCUCGCUGUCCGUCAGAUCCUUCUCGAGAUUGGGCAGUUCUCUGUCCAUCUUCGGGGUAAUGCGGUGCGGCAGCACGAUGUCGAUCCUGGACUUCAUGAACUUCAGCAGCGCACUGUCGGUAAGGACGAGCAUGCGAUUUGGCAGCAGUUUGUCGCUGUACGGGAUCAACACGAUGGGGAUGAGCGCGUCGGUGUUGGAUCUGUUCCAACUCUCCAGUUGCAUGUCCAUUCGCAACUACUGCAGGUUGGGCUCCUCCCUAUCCGUCUACGGCUUCACGAGAUUCGGGUCCGCGUUUUCCAUCAUCGACCAUUUGUCAAUCGGUAGCAGUAUGAGUCUGCGCUACUGCUUCCGGAUGGGAUCGAGCUUGAGCGUCUACGGGAUCAACAGAUUGGGCUCGUUAACCUCCCUCCUCGACGCCACCGUUCUCGGGUCUGCGUUUUCUGUCCGAUCGUUUUUCCGGUUAGGAAGCGUGGUUUCGUUAUACGGGUUAGCCAAGCUGGGGUCGAAUCUGUCGACGUUGGACAAUUUACUACUCGGGAGUAGUUUAUCCCUGCGGGGCUUCUGCCGAGUCGGCUCCGUUCUGUCCAUCUACGGGAUGUGCCGACUCGGGUCGCACUUCUCCGUUUUGGACGCGAUAACCCUCGGGUCGUCGGUUUCCCUCCGGUCCAUGGCGAGGUUGGGGAGCACGCACAGCUUGUACGGCAUGGUGCGAAUCGGAUCCAGCUUCUCGAUCUGCGACACCUGUGCGCAUUCAUCUUCCCUCUCGGUGCGGAUGUUCGCGAGGAUCGGGUCGAGUUUAUCCAUGUUCGGGCUGGUCCGACUCGGGUCGCGGAUGUCAGUUUUAGACGCGGCGAGCUACGGGAGCGGACUGUCGAUGCGAAGUUUGGUCCGGAUGGGCUCCUCCUUUUCCGUUUACGCCAUGCAGCAGAUCACGUCGAGCAUCUCCGUUCUGGACAUGCUGAGCCUCGGUUCCGGAUUGUCCAUGCGGAACUUCAACCGGUUUGGAAGUAGUCUCUCCGUCUACGGCUUGGCGAGGUCUGGGUCCACGAUCUCGCUCCUGGACUUCAUCGUGUGCGCUAGUAGCUACAGUCUAAGGUCGUUCGCGAGAUUAGGGUCGACGGUGUCGAUCUUCGGCGUUGCGAGACUAGGGUCCGCCAUGAGCAGUCUGGACUUUUCCUGGUUCAGCUCGGCGGUCAGCCUGCGGUCGUUUGUCCGACUGGGCUCCAGCAUGUCCGUGUUCGGGAUUUCCACAUUAGGGUCGAGUCUGUCCGUUCUGGACGUGCUGCAGUUGGGCAGCUCAUUGUCCGUCCGCGGGUUCUACCGAGCGGGAUCCAGUCUUUCCGUGUUUGGGGUUUCGAAAUUAGGGAUGAACGUGUCGAUCUUGGAUUUACUCUCCCUAGGCUCCACGGUCUCCCUCCGGUCCUGCUGCGCGAGAUUCGGAAGCAGUCUGUCGGUGUACGGGAUUGGCCGGAUGGGGAGCAGUGUCUCGUUGCUGGACUACUUAUACAUCGGGAGUUCUUUAUCGCUCCGUACCUACGGGCGGUUCGAGCAAUCUUUGUCCGUCUUCGGGAUCGCGCGAAUCGGGUCCGGGAUGUCGAUUUUGGACUGCGUCAGCCUGGGCUCCAGUUUUUCCAUCCGCGGUCUGUGCCGCCUGGGCAGCACGAUGUCGACCUACGGGUGCAGCCGGCUGGGAAGCAGCAUGUCGCUGUUCGACUACUUCACGAUCGGCUCCCAACUGUCGUUGCGAAGCUACAGCCGACUCGGGAGCACCUGCUCGGUGUACGGACUGACGAAAAUCGCGUCGGUUUUGUCGAUUCUGGACAUGUUCCACAUCGGCUCGUCGAUCUCUUUGCGAGGGUUUAUUCGGAUGGGCAGCGCAGUUUCUGUGUACGGGCUCGCGAGGCUGGGAUCGUCUCUUUCUAUUCUCGACUACGUGUCCCUCGGCAGCACGAUGAGCGUGCGGAUGUUCGCGAGGAUGGGCAGUUCAUUAUCCCUCUUCGGCAUUUCCCGGUUCGCCAGCAGCUUCUCCGUCAUGGACUACUGCGUUCUCGGUUCGGCUUUGUCAGUCCGGAGCUUUAUGCGCAUGGGAUCGACGAUGUCCGUGUACGGUUGCCACAGGUUCGGAUCAGCGCUUUCCGUGUUGGACUUCGUGACUUUUGGGUCGUCCUAUUCGCUACGGUCUCUGCAGGCGCUCGGAAGCUCGUUGUCGAUCUACGGGUUGUCGCUCUUCGGGUCGAGUUUGAGCGUUCUGGAUUUCGCGGUGUUAUCCUCCGGUCUGUCGAUCCGAAAGCUGUGCAAGAUGAGCAGCUCUCUAUCCGUGUACGGGAUCAGCCGACUCGGGUCGCAGUUCUCGCUGCUCGACACGAUCAGCUGCGGGUCCGCGAUCUCCGUCCGCGCAUUCAACCGGUUGGGAAGCAGCACCUCCUGCUACGGCCUCAUGCAGAUGGGAAGCAGUUUGAGCGUCCUCGAUUACCUCUUCGUCGGCAGUAGCUACAGUCUGCGGAGCUUCGCGCGCAUGGGAAGUACUUUUUCCAUCUACGGGCUGUGCAAGCUCGGGUCGCAGGUGUCCGUUUUGGAUUUUCUGUCCUUAGGGAAAUCCUUGUCGAUCAGGAGUACUCUGCGGAUGGGAUCUUCUUUGUCCCUCUACGGGAUGAGCCGGUUCGGAUCUGCCAUGUCCGUAAUCGACGCGAUCCACUUUGGGAGUUGCAUGUCCCUCCGGUCUUUCGCGAGAUUGGGUUGUGAGAUGUCGAUUUACCAAACCAUGACGCUCGGAUCUUCCUUGUCCCUCCUGGACCACGUCCACUUCGGGUCCAUGUUGUCGAUGCGAACGUUCGCACGGUUUGGGUCCAGUAUUUCCGUCUACGGGCUGACCCGGAUGUCGUCGGCGAUUAGUAUUGUCGAUUUCGUCCACUUCGGAAGUUCCAUGUCGUUGAGAAGCUACAUGAAGGCCGGAUCUACGAUCAGCGUGUUCGGCACGGCGAGACUGUCCAGUUGCUUGUCCGUGUUGGAUUACGUUUCCUUCGGUUCCAGCCUUUCCGUCCGGCACUUUGCGAGAAUCGGCGCGGCGUAUUCCAUUCACAACAACGCCGCGAGCAGGCACCAACGGGGCAACGUCGCGUUAUCUCUGUACGGGAUGGCGAGGCUGGGGUCGUGUUUAUCCUGCUUGGAUUUUGCGACUUUUGGGUCUUCUGUCUCGUUAAGGUCCUUCUUCCGCGUCGGCAGCUCGGCUAGUUGCUACAAAUGCGCUCGAUUGGGGUCCUGCCUGUCGAUUUUGGACUUCGGCGUCGGUGCGAAUGAACUGUCCGUUCGGAAGUUUUUCCGGUUAGGCUCGGCUUUGUCCAACUACGGGCUCGUGCAGCUCGCGUCCAGCCUGUCCGUGAUGUCGUUCUGUCAGAUGGGAUCGAGCUUAACGCUGCGGUCUUUUGUCAGACUGGGUUCUUCCUUCUCAGCCUACGGGGUCGCAACCAUCGGAAAGAGUCUCUCCGUGUUGGACUUCGUGAAUCUCGGCCGAGGGAUGUUCCCGACAAGACUCGGUGGCGGACCUCUCACGGGAAAACUGUCGAUCACCGACUUCAUUCAGUCGGGCGUCGCGUCGCUUUCCGGCGGGACUUUAAACGACAUCAUUUUCCCGGACCCGAUCGGGGGGACGGCGACCGACGGUGUCGCGGUGUCUGGGAACGGGCAGUUUGAGGUGACUUUUGACCUACGGGAUCAGCACCCGUUUGGGUUCGAAGUGACCGGCGCGGACACGGACUACAUCCAGAACUACUUCCAAGCGUAUUAUACACACGAUUUCGCGGUGACAAGCGCGACAGUGUGGAAUCGGAUUGAAACCUUCCACACCGGCACGGUGACCUUCGGCGAGGCGAUCGAGAACCCCCGGUACGUGAUGGCGUACUUCCCAUCCACCAUUCUCGCGAACAACCAGAACGGUUUCCACUUCCAGUUCCGCGGGAAUGUGCGGGGCGGCGGCGCGAGAGUCCGGCAGUUCACCAGGAUGGGGUCGAGUUUAUCGCUGUACGGGCUGGCGAGGUUAUCGAAAUUCCACCCGUGCUCCGUGUUGGAUUCCUGCUACAUCGGGUCGGCGCUGUCCUUACGCGGUUACGCGCGAAUGGGAUCAACUCUGUCCAUCUUCGGCGGCGCGAGGUUGGCGCAAAGGCACUUCGACUGCAGGGACCCAAACCGGUGUUUAUCCACCUUGGACUUCUUCCAGGUCGGGAGUUGCUUGUCAUUACGGAUGUUUGCAAGGAUCGGGUCUUCUAUCUCCGUCUUCGGAAUGCAACGACUGGGCUCCUUCGUCUCCGUCGUCGAUUUCAACUCGCUCGGGUCGACCAUAUCGCUCCGGACGUUCGGAAGGUUAGGAUCCACCUGCUCCUUCUACGGCAUGGGCAGGAUCGGGAGUUCCUUGUCGGUGUUGGACUUCACGCAUCUCGCGUCGAGUUUCUCUUUGCGGUCGAUGGCGCGGUUGGGCAGCUCGAUCUCCGUGUUCGGAAUGGCGAGGAUGGGCAGCAGCUUAUCCGUCUUGGAUUUACUGACUUUGUCCUCCACCUGCUCCGUCCGCGGGUUCGCCAGACUCGGCAGCUGCGUGUCCAUCUGGGGCAUUUCCAAGCUCGGGUCCGCGUUGUCGAUCUUGGACUUCGUGAACAUGGGCUCCGCGUUCAGCACCAGAACGUUCUCCAGACUGGGGAGUAGCUGCAGCCUCUACGGGCAGAUCCGGCUGGGUUCGAUGUUGUCCACCUUGGACUUUUCCCAGGUCGGGUCGAACAUUUCCACGCGGUACUUCUGCCGACUGGGAAGCUCCAUGUCCGUCUACGGGAUCGGGAAAGUGUCGAGUUGUUUGUCCAUUCUCGACUACGUGCAACUCGGCUCUUCCUUCUCCUUCCGCAGGUUCGCGCGACUGGGAUCCUCCAUGUCUUGCUACGGCAUGGCGCGAGUGGGGUCCGCUUUGUCCGCCUUGGACUUCAACAGCUUCGGGUCGGUUUUAUCCACGAGAAACUUCUUGCGGAUCGGAAGUUCCCUCUCCGUGUUCGGGCUGAACCGGCUCGCGAGUAACCUGUCGUUGUUGGAUUUCCUCGGCGUGGGAAGCACCAUGUCGGUGCGGAACUACUGCCGAGUUGGAUCAACGUUGUCCGUGUACGGAAUGGCGCGGAUUGGCACAAUGCUCUCCCUAAUCGACAUGCUGGCGCUUGGAUCUUCCAUGUCCGUGCGCAGUUUCGUCAGACUGGGGAGCAGCUGCUCGGUGUACGGGAUUCGGGGACUCGGGUCGAACAUCUCAGUUUUGGAUAUCCUCCACAUGGGCAGCUCCAUCUCGGUCCGCAGCUUCGCACGAUUCGGGAGCUCCUUCUCGGUGUAUGGUGCGACGUUAUUGGGAAGCAGAUUGUCCGUGCUCGACACACUGCAGUUGGGUAGUUGCAUGUCUUUGCGGAACUUCCUCCGGAUCGGGAGCAGUCUGUCCGUGUUUGGGUUACUCCGGCUCGGAUCGUCGUUUUCCAUCCUGGACUGCACGCACAUCGGCAGCAGUUUGUCCGUCCGGAACUUCUCCCGGAUCGGCAGUUGCUUGUCCGUCUACGGUCUGUCCAAGUUCGGCAGCUGUUUGUCCGUGCUGGAUUUCCUGCACGUCGGCAGCAUGAUGUCGUGCAGAGCCUGGUCCCGAGUCGGUAGCACGAUUUCCGUGUUCGGCGCGGUAUCAUUAUCUUCCCAGUGCUCGGUUCUGGACUACCUGCAGAUCGGCUCGUCGAUUUCCAUGCGGAACUUUUACCGGUUAGGCUCCAGCUUAUCCGUGUACGGGAUAAUCCACACGGCGUCCUCCAUGUCGGUACUAGACUGGCUGCAGCUCGGCUCCAGCUUCAGUCUGCGCAACAUGCUGCGACUCGGCAGCGGGCUGAGCGUAUACGGAAUCACGCGGUUGAGCUCGAAUCUGUCGCUGAUUGACACCAUUCAACUCGGAUCCUGUCUUUCCGUCCGGAACUUCUUCCGAUUGAGCUCCACUUGCAGCAUGUUCGGAAUGACGAGAUUGGGUAGCAACUUGUCCGUGUUAGACGAGAUCCAGAUCGGCAGUUCCUUCUCCGUUCGGAACUUCGCCCGGAUGGGAAGUUCGCUCUCGGUUUACGGCAUGGUGAAAAUGGGCUCCGCGACCUCCAUGAUCGACUUCUUGAGUCUUUCCUCCACGAUCAGCGUCAGAACCUACGCACGGUGCGGCUCGUCUUUGUCGAUUUACGGCGCGGUGAAAUUAGGGUCGUCUGUCUCGUUAAUCGACUACUUCUGGCUGGGGUCGAAUCUCUCCGUCAGGAACUUCGCCCGCCUCGGUAGUUCGAUGAGCGUCUAUGGGAUGCAGCGGAUGGGAUCGAAUAUCUCGGUGUUGGACAUGUUGGAGCUGGGGUCCAGUAUCAGCGUCAGGUACUACGCGAGACUUGGCUCCUCCAUGUCAAUUUACGGGAUGAACCGGAUCGGGUCGGUGGUCUCUGUGUUGGACCUGAUGCACUUAGGUUCUUCCGUUUCCAUGCGGUACUUCCUACGGCUCGGGUCCAGCACGUCCGUGUUCGGGUUGACGAGGUUAGGGUCAAAUUUGUCAAUUCUGGACGUGCUCGAGCUCGGCUCCAGCUUGUCCUUCCGGAACUACGCGCGACUCGGGUCCACUUGCAGCGUGUACGGCAUGACAAGGCUGGGAUCGUCGUUAUCUUUGCUGGACCUUUUACAUUGCGGCUCGUGCGUCUCCAUGCGGUACUUCUCGAGGCUGUCCAGCGGAGCGAGUGUCUACGGAAUCUCGAAGUUGGGCUCCUCCAUGUCGAUCCUGGACAUCUGCCAUUUAGGCAGCACAUUGUCCGUCAGGUCCUACAUGCGACUCUCUUCCACCGUCUCCGUGUACGGGAUGAGCAGACUCGGGUCCGCGGUGUCCGUCCUCGACUUUUGCCAGCUGGGGUCAACGUUAUCCACCCGAUCCUUCGCCAGGUUGGGGAGUACGAUCAGCGUGUUCGGCGCGACGAGACUCGGAUCCGCGCUGUCAACAUUGGACUACGUCCAGAUGGGCAGCUGCAUCUCCGUCCGGAACUUCUGCCGGGUUGGAAGCGCAAUGAGCAUCUACGGGAUGACGAGACUCGGGUCGAACUGCAGUUUAAUCGAUUUCAUCCAGUUCGGAUCCACGAUUUCGGUAAGAUCCUACACGCGACUGGGGUCCACUUUGUCCAUGUACGGAAUCAGCAAAGUGGGAAGUUGCUUGUCGGUGCUGGAUCUGCUGGAAUUAGGGUCAGCGAUCUCCGUCCGGAACUUUUCCCGGCUUGGCUCUAGUGUUAGUCUCUACGGAAUGUUCCGACUGGGCAGCGGGAUUUCCGUCUUAGAUAGCACCUACCUCGGGUCGUGCCUGUCGCUGCGGAGUUACUUGCGUCUCGGGAGUGGCGUGUCGAUCAUUUCCCGUGUGGACCAGACCUACAGCUUCUCCGUGUUGGAUUUCACGGAUAUCGGGUCAAGUUUGUCCGUCCGAAACUACCUCCGCAUCGGGUCGACGUUGUCCAUGAUUGAAAAGGUGCGGCUCGGGCACCAUCUGAGCGUUUUGGAUUCCGCGCAGUUGGGCAGUUCUCUGUCGCUAAGACACUGCUGCCGGCUUGGGAGUAGCUUUUCCGUCUACGGAAUGUACACAUUGGGGUCGAGUAUCUCGAUUUUGGACAUUUUACCAUUGGGCUCCACCUUGUCCAUGAGAUCCUACACGCGCCUCGGGUCCGCGCAUUCUGUCUACGGCAUGACGCUGUUGGGCAGUACGUUGAGUGUGUUGGACAUCCUCCACUGCGGCAGCAAUUUGUCCCUCCGGAGCAUGAUCCGACUGGGGUCGGCGAUUUCCGUCUUGCAAUGGGCGAGAAUGGGGUCGAACGUCUCUUUACUCGAUACGCUCCAGCUCGGGUCGAGUCUGUCCCUUCGGUCCUACGUCCGGUUCGGCAGCACGAUCUCGCUGUACGGGAUUGCGAGACUCGGGUCUAGUUCCUCGAUAUUGGACUUCAUCAACCAGGGAUCGACGUUGUCCCUCCGUUGUUACAAGCGACUGGGCUCUGUGGUCUCCGUGAUGAAUUGGUGCCGCGUGGGGACGACGAUUAGCUUGCUGGAUUUCGUCGGGCUGGGGAGUUCUUUGUCCGUCCGGAACUACGUCCGCUUCGGCUCCACCACCUCGAUCAUCAACACGCUCCGCGUCGGCGUGACCAUGUCGGUUUUGGACAGCACGCAGCUGGGUAGCUGUUUGAGCAUGAGAAGCUAUAUCCGUUGUGGAUCUUCCAUCUCUGUCUUCGGCUUAGCCAGACUCGGGAGCACCCUCAGUUUGCUCGACUGCUUGAACUUGGGGUCAAGCUUGUCGAUGCGCCAUUACCUCCGGUGUGCGUCCACAACCAGCUUCUUCUCGCAGUGCAGGCUGGGGAGUGUGUUAUCCGUGCUGGACUUCACGCAAUUAUCUUCCGCCAUGAGCGUCCGGGCGGUGUUCCGGUUUGGAAGCAACUUGUCGGUCUGCAGUCGCGCGACGUUUGGGUCCCGGGUGUCGAUUUUAGAUAUGGUGAACUUGGGGUCGAACUUGUCUUUAAGGAGCUAUUUGAGGUACGGAAGCGGGAUGAGCUGCAUGAUGGAGGGAACGCGGUUCGGCAGCUGCCUGUCCGUGCUGGAGUUCUCGCAGUUAGCGAGUUCCUUGUCUAUGCGCAGUUACUUCCGCUACGGGUCGACGGUAUCCGUUUUUGACAAGCUCCGGUGCGGCAACACCGGCGUGGCAUUGUCGGUUCUGGACGCGGUGAGCCUCGGGACGACUUUGUCGCUCCGGUCGUACCAGCGACUCGGAUCCAUUGUGUCCGUGAUCAACUGGGCAAGAUUGGGGUCCACGACGUCGAUUCUGGAUUGCCUGCACCUCGGAACGUCCAUGUCUUUACGCUCCUACAUGCGGUUCGGGUCCUGCUACUCCGUUAUUAGCAAAAUGCAGUGUGGCACGACAUUGUCCAUUCUUGACGCGACGCGUUUAGGGACCUCUUUGUCCCUCCGGAACUACAUCCGACUGGCGUCUGCUUGCAGUGUCUACAGCGAGUUCCAGCAAGGGAGUAAUUUGUCAAUCCUAGACGCGGCGUUCUUCGGGUCGUCACUUUCCCUGCGGAACUACAUCCGGCACGGCUCCGCGAUUUCGGUGUUCCGAAAAGUGACGCUGGGUUCGAAUUUGUCGAUUCUGGACUACGUGCAGUGCGGCACGACGUUGUCCUUGCGGCACUACAUGCGGUUCGGGUCAACGAUCUCGGUGAUGAGCAAGACCAGCAUGGGCUCACAACUCUCCAUCAUCGACAUGCUGCAAUUAGGAUCCGCUUUGUCCCUCCGCUCCUUCGUCCGUUUGGGCUCCAGCUUCUCGCUUUACGGGUGCUGCCGGUUAGGGAGUGUAGCAAGCGUGCUGGACAUGCUGGUGCUGGGAUCCUCCGUGUCCUUGCGUCAUUACUCCAGAAUGGGAUCAGGUGUGUCCGUGUUCGCGAAACUGACCCUGGGAACGUGCUUGAGCGUGUUGGACAACGUGUACUUGGGAUCAAGUUUGAGCAUCCGGCACUACCUCCGUUGCGGGUCUUGCCUUUCCGUGUUCGACCAGGUGAGGUGCGGAUCCCGGAUUUCCAUCCUGGACUACGUGCAGCUGGGCAGUUCCAUGUCGGUCCGCCAGAUGCUCCGAAUCGGGAGUGGCUUCAGCUUGUUCCACAGCACGAAAUUCGGCUCGUCUUUAUCCGUCCUGGACUUCCUACACUUAGGCAGCACUGUCUCGCUCCGGCACUUCUGCCGGAUGGGAUCGGCGUACAGUCUGUACGGGGUCAUGACGCUGGGCAGCAGUUUGUCUGUGUUGGAUGUCAUCCACAUCGGCAGCAACAUGUCGCUCCGCUCGACCAUCCGCCUUGGCAGCUGCCUGAGCGUGAUGAGCCGGGAGACGUUGGGUUCGGUCUACUCCGUGCUCGACUGGAUGCAGCUGGGAAGCUCGAUGAGUCUCCGUGCGUACAGCCGGUUCGGAUCGAGCUUGUCCGUCUACGGAUUGAGCCGCCUGGGUUCCUCCGCGUCGGUGCUGGACUUCGUGAACAUGGGUAGUACCUUGUCGCUCCGCAGUUACCAGCGCAUGGGAUCGGCAGUUUCGAUUUACCGGAAGGAAUAUUUAGGUGGAAACCUCUCCGUUCUCGACCGCACGGACCUCGGAUCCAGCUUGUCGCUGCGGGGGUACAUGCGAAUCGGGAGCUCCUUGAGUUUGCUGAGGAACGUGGGAGAAAACAGGUUCGGCAGCGAUCUGUCGGUGUUGGCGAUGACCGAAUUUGGAUCUUCCAUGUCCCUGCGAAGCUACUUGCGGCUCGGGAGCAACUUGUCGGUCUUGCAAACCGUGCGGAUCGGCUCCGCGACGGGCGGAACUGGGGUUUCAGUUUUAGAUUGGCUGCAGCUCGGCUCGUCUUUGUCCUGUCGCCAGUGGGCCAGAUUCGGUUCCAGCGUUUCCGUCUACGGAAUGUGCAGACUCGGGUCCCAGAUGUCCGUGCUCGACUGCUUGCUGCUGGGGAGCACUUUAUCCGUGCGGCAUUACAGUCGGUUCGGGUCCGCUUUAUCCGUGAUGUCGCAGAUGCGGGCGGGCAGCACGUUGAGCGUGCUGGACAUGCUGCAGCUGGGGAGCUCGGUGUCCUUAAGGCACUACGCUCGCUUCGGAAGUUCCUUGUCGAUUCUACGUUGCCUGGGCUACGGUAGCAACCUCUCCGUCCUCGACAGCGUGCAUUUAGGGUCCGCUUUGUCGGUCCGCAGCUUUGCGCGACUAGGAUCUGCGGCGAGUGUUUACGGCAUUCUCCGGUGCGGCAGCUCGCUCUCCGUUUUGGACGCCACGAGUUUGGGUAGUUCGAUGAGCCUGCGCGGGUUCUGCAGAUUCGGAUCCAGCAUUUCCCUCUACGGGAGUGCAAGACUCGGUUCCAACAUGAGCAUACUGGAUCUAUUGCAACUCGGAUCGUCUUUGUCCCUCCGCACCUACAUGCGGUUCGGCAGCAGCAUUUCCGUGUUCGGCACGGCGUUACUCGCCAGCCAGUUGUCGGUGCUCGACUCGGUCAUGAUGGCCAGCACGGUAUCCUGCAGAAACUUCGCCCGGUUCGGCUCGAGUCUCUCCGUCUACGGGCUAUUACGGGUUGCCAGCUGCAUGUCGAUGCUGGACAUGUUCAGUCUCGGAUCGUCCAUCAGCUGCCGGAGUUUCUCCCGGCUUGGUUCCUCCAUGUCGACGUUCGGCAUUGCGCGGAUCGGCUCCAACAUCUCGAUAUUGGAUUUCGUCAGCAUCGGCUCGUCCGUCAGCCUAAGGAACUACGCGAGACUCAGUUCGAGCUGCUCGAUUUACGGCAUGGCGCGGAUCGGCACGGCGACCAGCUGCCUGGAUUUCGCGACGAUGGGCAGCUCGGUUUCUUUGCGGAAUUUCGGGAGGCUAUCGAGUUCCUGCUCUGUGUACGGCAUGAACCGGCUUGGAUCAGCAAUCUCCUUAAUCGACAUGCUGCACAUUGGCUCCACCGUGUCCGUCCGGUCUUGCGCGCGAUUCGGCUCUAGUCUCUCCGUUUUCGGCGUUUCGAGAUUAGGUUCUGCACUGUCUUUGAUCGACUUCUGCGCCAUCGGGAGUUCAAUGUCGAUCCGGAACUGCGCGAGACUAGGGAGCUCUUUAUCCCUGUUCGGGAUGAGUCGCCUGGGGUCGACGAUUUCCCUGCUCGACUUCCUCAUUUUGGGAAGCACCGUUUCGGUCAGGAACUGCAUGCGGUUCGGGUCCAGUUUGUCUGUGUACGGGGUGGCGAGACUGGGCUCUUCGUGCUCCUUGGUCGAUUUAUUCGGCUUGGGCUCUGCGUUGAGUGUUCGCAGCUACACGAGACUGGGCUCCGCGGUGUCCGUGUACGGGAUGAGCAGGAUGGGGAGCAUGCUAUCGGUCCUGGACUGCUGCGAGAUCUCCAGCACGUUGUCCCUCCGCCACUACUGCCGAAUGGGUUCUAACCUCUCGGUCUUCGGCCCGCAGCUGAGGAUCGAGGCGAGGAUGAGCUUGUUCGAUUUCUGCGUGCUUGGGACUUCUUUGUCCACGCGGCAGUACAGUAGAGUUGGAUCCGCUUUGUCCGUCAUAUCGCUUGUCAGAGCCGGAUCUAGCUUGUCCGUGUUUGACUUCACGGUGCUCGGGUCCGCGCUCUCAUUGAGGAACGUUCUGCGUUGCGCGUCGGGGAUGUCUGUGUUGGGGUUAACCAGGUUAGGCUCACAUCUUUCCACCGCGACGUACACCGCACUCGGCAGCUCGUUAUCCCUCCGCAGCUACCUCCGGAUCGGCUCCACGUGUUCGGUGAUCAGAAAGUGCACGCUCGGCGAAGCGUUGUCCCUCUCGGAGUGGUGCACGCUGGGAAGUGCGCUUUCGCUACGCGGGUACGCCAGACUCGGUUCUACCCUCUCCGUGAUCACAAGAACGGAGUUCGCGAAAGACGUUUCCAUCCUAGAUCAGUUCGCCAUGGGCAGCUCGCUGUCCUUGAGGAAUUACGCGCGCAUCGGGUCGCAUCUGAGCGUUUUAUCCUGGAACCGGAUCAGCAGCAACAUCUCCGUGUUAAAUUACGUCACGUUCGGCUCUGCGAUCUCGCUCCGGGGCUUCCUCCGCUGCGGGUCCUGCUACUCGUUGGUGGGAAAAGUGCUGUUCGAGCAGCCGUUCUCCGUCGGGGAAGCGCUAACUCUUGGAAGCACUUUGUCCUGCCGAAGCUACACGAGGUUGGGCUCCGGGUUGUCCUUACUGACGAACUUCAACGUGAAUUCGCAAAAGAUGUCGACCAUGAGCUACACGUAUCUGGGUUCUGCCCUCUCCGUCCGGGCCAAUGUGCGGAUUGGCAGCCGGAUGUCGAUCAUGUCGCAGACGAGAUUGGGGGCGGAAUUCUCCAUGCCGUCCUGGGCGCACUUCGGGUCGAGCUGCUCGUUGCGGGGCUUCAUCCGGACACAAUCUACCAUGUCCGUGUUCACGACGACGAAGCUGGGACACCGAAUGUCGAUCAUCUCCUACCUGCACAUGGGAAGUUCGUUGUCUCUCCGCACGGUCCUCCGCCAGAGCAGCGCCAUGUCGCUGUUCCACCAUUUGAAACUCGCGAAACCCAUGAGCGUGUGCGACUUUCUGCAGCUGGGAACGGCGCUGUCAUUGAGGAACGUCUCGAGGUUAGGAUCGGAAUUGUCCGUUCUCGCACUGAUGCGGGUGGGGAGCUGCAUUUCGGUUUUGGAUUACACGCACUUCGGCUCUGCGAUGUCGCUGAGAGGGUUUUUAAAAUUCGGCAGCUCGGCGUCGGUGUAUGGCAUGCAGCGGCUGGGGUCGAGUUUAUCCGUCCUGGAUUUCCUCACCCUCGGUUCCACCAUGUCAGUGCGGGCGUACAUGCGGUUCGGGUCGGCUCUAUCCGUGUACGGAAAGGUCAAGGCGGAAUGCGGCAACUACGAAGUCUGGCGCGCGAACGAAUUUGGCGUGGAGCUGGGGAACGUGAAAACGUCUUCCUGCUUGAGUGUGAGAAGCUUCGCUAGACUCGGGUCGUGUGUCUCGAUCUACGGGAUCUCCCGGCUCGGUUCGGCGCUGUCUGUCUUAGACUACAUGAGCUUGGGAAGCACGUUGUCGGUCCGCAGUUACAUGCGGUUCGGCUCGCAGUACUCCAUCUUCAGCCAGAUGCGCGCGGGCAGCACUUUGUCGCUCCUGGACGUGACCAACUUCGGCAGCGCUCUGUCCCUGCGCAAAUACUGCAGGCUGGGGUCUACGUUCACGAUCAUGUCGCAAACACGGGUCGGAUCUUUACUCUCCACGCUCGACAUGUGCUUUUUGGGCAGUGCCAUGUCUUCGCGCAGCUUCGCGCGAAUGGGAUCCACGAUCAGUCUGUUCGGCAUGACGCGGCUCGGAAGUUCGAUGUCGUUAUUGGACUUCAUGACGCUGGGCAGCAGCUACUCGCUGCGCAGCUUCGCGCGCGGCGGGUCCAGGCUCUCCGUCUGGUCGGCGCAGAUCUUCGGCAGCACGUUGACGGUGUUGGACUUCUGCAGUGUCGGUAGCGCGAUCAGCGUCCGAAGUUUCACCCGGUUUGGUAGUAGCUGCAGCAUCUACGGAAUGGCAAGGUUUGGAUCUACGCUGUCGCUCGUUGACACCAUUCACCUCGGGUCCACCAUGAGUCUCCGCGGGUUCGGCCGGUUAGGUUCGAGUGUCUCGAUCUACGGGUGGACGCGCGGCCAGGCGACGGUCUCUGUCCUCGACAUGCUCCAGUGUGGGUCUUCCUUCUCCCUGCGCAGUCUCGGGCGUGAAGGAAGUUCGAUCUCCCUGUACGGACUACUGCGACUUGGUAGUAGCUGCUCGAUUCUAGAUCAAAGCUACUUUGGCAGCGCCUUGUCGCUCCGGAAGUUCGUGCGGUUCGGCUCCUCUUUGUCCAUCUACGGGACGCUGACCCUCGGGUCGCGGUUUUCGGUCCUCGACGCGGUGAACCUAGCGUCUUCUGUCUCCAUCCGGAUGCUUGGGAGAUUAGGCUCUACAAUGAGUCUUUACGGGAUCGGCAGAAUCGGGAGUCAAGUGUCCAUCCUGGACAGCACGUCGCUCGGAUCCACGUUGUCCUGCCGCAGCUUCGCGCGCCUCGGGUCCGCCAUGUCCGUCUACGGUAUCAACCGGCUGGCGUCGCAGCUGUCGAUUUUGGACGCGACCACGUUCGGCAGUACGUUAUCCGUCCGGUCCUACGCGCGGGUUGGAUCCUCACUGAGUGUGUUCACGCGGUUCCGGAACAGCAACGACCGGACGAGUCUGUUGGAUUUCCUGCACAUGGGGUCCUCUGUUUCCAUGCGGUCGUACGCGCGAUUCGGCAGCAGCAUGUCCAUCUACCAGAUGGGUCUGCUCGGAUCCGGCGUGUCGGUUUUGGAUUUCGUGCACCUCGGAUCGUGCCUGUCCGUGCGGGGGUUUGCGCGCUUCGGUUCCGGCUGUAGUUGCUACGGCAUGGCGCGCAUGGGCAGCACGCUGUCCUUGCUCGACACGGUUUGUUUGGGUUCGAAUUUGUCUGUCCGGUCGUUCGGGAGACUAGGUUCUGCGUUGAGUCUCUACGGGGUUUCCACUCUCGGUAGCACUCUAUCGAUGCUCGACUUGGGCUACGUGGGGAGUGCGAUCUCCCUCCGUUCUAUCGGGCGGUUUGGAAGCUCCUUAUCCGUGUUCGGGAUCAGCAGGCUCGGAUCCGCGAUCUCCCUGGUCGACAUUUUCAAUCUCGGGUCGACGUUCUCGACAAGAAGUUACACCCGCAUGGGCAGCGCGAUCAGCAUCUACGGCAUGACCAGCUUCGGCAGCCGAUUGUCAAUCUUGGACAUGCUCACGCUCGGGUCCGCUUUAUCCCUGCGUCACUUCAUCCGGUCGGGAUCCGCGCAGAGUGUGUUCUCCCGCGUGAAUCUCGGCUCGCGGAUAUCCGUUUUGGACUGCUUGAACCUCGGAUCGACGCUGUCACUCAGAGCACGGCUGCGAUUAGGGAGUUGCCUGUCCGUGUACAAAUCCGAAUCCGUCGGGUCGUCGUUGUCCAUCAUCGAAACCGUCUGCCUGGGCUCGGUCUUUUCCCUUCGCGCGUGCGCGAGGUUCGGUUCCUCGGUGUCGCUCUUCGGGCACAUGCAGAUGGGCAGCCAGUGUAGCGUGAUUGACAGCAGCCACCUGGGAUCCACGCUGUCCGUCCGGGCCAUGGUGCGAUUCGGGUCCACGGUGUCGAUGUUCGGCCGGACCAGACUGGGAUCUGACAUUUCCAUUCUCUCCCAAGCGGCACUGGGAUCCGCACUGUCUGUCCGCUCGUUCUCGCGGUUUGGCUCGCAACUGUCGAUCCACACGCGGGUGAACAAGGGAAGAUACGACACGUCCAUUCUCGACGCAGCGAACUUCGGGUCGACGCUCUCCUGCCGCUCUUUCGCGAGAUUCGGUAGCACCAUUUCAGUGUAUGGCAUGACCCGACUGGGGUCGAGCAUGAGUCUUUUGGACCGUGUCUUCUUCGGGUCGAGUUUAAGUCUGCGGAAGUAUGUGCGACUGGGGUCGUCGUAUUCCAUGUUUGGCAAGUUCCAACUCGGCAGCAUGAUGUCGCUGUGCGACUACACGAACUUCGGUUCGGGCAUGUCCAUGCGGCAGAUGCUGAAAUUAGGCUCGAACUUCAGCUAUGGAUUGCAAAAAUGUCUGGGUCUGGAAGAUUCUGAGACUUGUCAUGCACGUUUUGCAUGAGCCAUGAGGUCUGGAAUGCGAGACCUAGCAUGACAGAUUCUGUCCGGUCUCUAUCAUGCGUUUCCUGCAUGAGAAACUCCCUCCCAACUUGGUCGAACGUGGACAGCUUUUGGCACUCAUGCAACACAGAUUUUUGCAUGAUUCCGAUUUAGCAUGACAAGUUUUAAUCUUCCAGACCCAGACAUAUUUGCAAUGCAUAUCAGCGUGCAGGGAAGGAUGAACUUCAACCAGCCGGUGUCCGUGAUCGACUACUACCACAUGGGCUCGGCGUUCAGUAUCCGCGCCGUGAUGCGCCAGGCGAGCGGCUGCAGUUUAUUCGGGCAGGUGUGCUGCGGUUCCAGCAUUUCUUUACUCGAUCACCUCGGGUUGGGUUCGGCGUUCAGCAUAAGGUCCUACAUGCGGAUGCAGAGCUCGAUGAGCCUGUUUUCCCAAUUCCGAGCAGGGAGUAGACUCUCGAUUCUGGAUCACUUAACCAUGGGAUCCACCCUGUCCAUCCGCUCCUACUUCCGGCAGGGCAGCCACUUCAGCGUCUUUUCCCGGCAGACCAUGGGCUCCACGAUCACGGUGUACGACAUGCUGAAUUUAGGUUCCGCUUUGUCCGUCCGAUCAUUUGCAAGAUGCGGUUCCGCGGCGUCUCUAUACGGACUCGCAGUGCUCGGAUCUUCAAUCUCGUUGCUGGACAACAGCUUCUUGGGCUCUUCUUUGUCGAUCCGGUGCUACGCGCGGUUCGGAAGUUCCUUGUCCUUGUUUAGCAAAGCCCGCAUGGGAAGCGCUUUGAGCACACUCGACUGCGCCUGCUUUGGAAGUUCGUUCAGUAUGCGGAAUUUCGCGAGGUUCGGCAGCACUUUAUCCAUUUACGGAAUCGCGACGAUGGGAUCGAAUUUGUCGGCGCUGGAUUUGCUGAUGCUAGGUUCUUCGUUAUCAGUCCGGUCGUUCAUGCGAAUUGGGUCGACUUUGUCGCUCUACGGAAUGACGAGGAUCGGAUCCAAUUUCUCCUCGCUGGACUUAAUGACGUUCGGGUCCUCGCUGUCCAUCCGCAACUUCAUCCGCGUGGGAAGCUCGAUCUCUGUGUACGGCUGCACGUUGCUAGGUAGCGCGUUGUCCGUUUUGGAUUCGAACUGCCUGGGGAGCAGCAUCUCCGUCAGAAGUUUCUCACGACUGGGGAGUUCUUUAUCCAUCUUCGGCAUCACGAAGUUGGGAAGUUCUCUAUCGAUCCUGGAUACCGUCGGGUUGUGCUCCGCGCUGUCCCUCCGAUCGUUCUACCGCGGUGGGUCGAACACGUCCGUGUUCGGCGUCAGCCGGUUCGCCAGCACCAUGUCUGUGCUGGAUCAGAUCGUGCUAAGUUCCAGCUGUAGUUUGAGAAGGUACUUGCGACUCGGCAGCACUAUGUCCGUGAUGACCACGCAAAGGCUGGGCUCGAUGUGCAGCGUUUUGGACGCGACCUACCUCGGUUCCGCGAUGUCGUUGCGGUCUAGCUUGCGCAUGGGAUCUACUCUCUCCGUCUACGGGUUCAUCCGAUUUGGCAGCUCUUUAUCCAUGCUCGACUACUUCCACCUGGGUAGCAGUAUCAGCCUCCGCUCGUUAGUCCGGAAGGGAAGCGGGUUCAGUCUGUACGGAAUGACGACGUUGGGAUCCUCUCUUUCCAGUCUCGACUACGUGCAGCUUGGAUCUUCUUUAUCCAUCCGCGGCUACCAACGGUUGGGAUCGAGGCUGUCGGUGUUCGCGGCGUUGAAGUUGGCUUCCACGAUCUCCUUCGUCGAGUGCGCGGUGUACGCCAGUUCGCUCUCCCUGCGGAGCUUCAGCCGACUGGGGAGCAGCUUCUCGGUUUACAGCAUCGGAAGGUUUGGAAGUUCUUUAUCCGUCUUGGAUUUCAUCCACAUCGGGUCGACGAUGUCGGUACGCGGCUUCUCCCGCCUGGGCAGCUCCCUGUCCUUAUACGGGGUGUCGCGGUUCGGCUCGGCGAUCUCCGUUUUGGACAUGGUCUGCAUCGGCAGCAUGGUGAGCAUGCGGUCCUUCUCGCGGUUCGGAUCUGCGCUCUCGUUGUACGGAACGUCUCGGAUGGGCAGUUCUCUGUCGCUUCUGGACUUUUUACACGCGGGAUCGGCGUUUUCCGUGCGAACGAUGUACCGCCAGGGAUCUGCGGUCAGCAUGUUCCACAGUUUCCGUUUAGGCAGUUCUUUAUCCGUGUUGGACCACUACCACAUCGGGUCGGCGUUAUCAAUGCGGAGCUUCACCAGGUUCGGAUCCGCGUUAUCAUUAUACGGGAUCUCGAGGUUGGGCUCCCACUUCUCGGUUUUGGAUUCCAUCCUUCUCGGCUCCACGAUCUCCAUCCGGUCCAUGAUCAGAACCGGCAGCACGAUCAGCGUGUAUGGGCUAGCGCGGUUCGGUUCGUCCUUGUCCUUGCUGGACUCGAUUCAAGCCGGCUCAGGCUUGUCCUGCCGCAGCUUCAUGCGCAUGGGGAGCAGCUUCAGCAUCUACGGACUGACGAGUUUGGGUUCUGGCUGCUCUUUGCUCGACUACUUUUGCUGCGGGUCGAGUUUGAGCGUUCGCUCACUCGCGCGGUGCGGAUCGACUUUGUCCGUGUACGGAAUGUCGAGAUUUGCGUCCAGCAUUUCCGUGCUAGACUUCGUGCACUUCGGCAGCGGAUUCAGUGUGCGCUCCAUGUUCCGCCUCGGCAGCUCUUUGUCCGUCUAUGGCAUGGCGUACAUCGGCAGCACCCUUUCCCUCCUGGACUUGAUGCAGGCGGGGAGCGCGAUCUCGUGCCGUUCGUUCGCUCGGUGCGGGUCCGCACUGUCGUUAUACGGGCUCGCCAGACUGGGGUCCAACAUGUCGAUUUUCAGCCAGGUCAACCUCGGAUCGGCGUUCAGUCUUCGUCGGUACAUGCGCGUGGGAUCUGCUUUGUCUGUGUACAGCCGGGUAAGGUUCGGGAGCUGCAUGAGUGUCAUGUACCAGGCGGAGCUCGGGUCGACUUUGUCGUUGCGGAAUUUCGCCAGGGCCGGCUCGCUCGUAUCCGUCUACGGCCGAACGAUGUUGGGAGGAACUGAACCAACGGGGCUCGCGAUGUUCUCGGUUUUGAACUGCGUGCACUUCGGGUCUAUGUUCUCGGUGAGGAGCUUCUUGAAACUGGGGUCGACCUUGUCCAUCUUCAGCCACGUGCGGGCGGGAUCGACGUUGUCGGUCCUCGACGCGGCGAACUUUGGGUCCGCGUUGUCUGUCCGCGCGUUCAUCCGCUCACAAUCCACCGUGUCGAUCUUCGGACAAGUAAGGCUCGGUUCGCGGUUUUCCGUGCUGGACCACCUCCACAUGGGUUCGACCUUCUCGAUUCGCAGCUUUCUCCGGUGUGGCAGCGCUACGAGCGUGAUGGACUUCGUGAACUUCGGCUCGACGUUGUCUCUCCGGGAAUACGCAAGGUGCGGCUCGGUUUUGUCCGUGUUCUCGCAGUGGAGGAUGGGAAGCUCUUUAUCCUUGUUGGAUUGCAGCAGUUUAUCCUCCGCCUUGUCCAUCCGUGGUUUCAUGCGCGCCGGAUCGGCGUGUUCCCUGCUCGGGUUCUGCAAGAUCAGUGGCGAGCACUGCUCAGCGUAUGGUCGGCACCAGCUCGGGUCAUCGCUUUCUUUACGUGCUUACACGCGGAUGGCGUCGGCGUUCUCGCUGUUCGGCGGCUGCAGGAUCGGCAGCACGUUCUCGACGAUGGACUACCUGCAGUGCGGCAGCUCGCAGUCGCUACGGAAGUUUAUCCGCAUGAGUUCUGCUUGCUCCGUGUACGGGCGCAUCAACAUGCACAGCGGGUUCUCCGUCUUGAACUUCGCGGCCUACGGGUCCGCAGUGAGUCUACGGGGGACAGUGCGUGUCGGUUCGAUGUGUUCUGUGUUUGGGAUGCUCCGUCAGCAGGGCUUCAGCUACUCGCUGUUGGAGCACAGCAUGGUCGGAUCCGCACUCUCACUCCGUGCCAUCGCGAAGAUGGGCAGCGCCACGCCGUCCGUGUUCGCUCUUGGUCGGUUCGGUGCGGCGUUCUCCAUUCUGAACAGCGCGAAUCUCGGGAGUUCACUUUCUCUGCGUGUGUUUGCGCAGAGUGGCGGGAUCGUGUCCUUCUUCGACUUCCUGGCUCUCGGCAGUACGAUGAGUCUGCGGCAAAUGGUCAAGUUCGGAUCCCGGGUUUCGUUGUUCGGCAGGAUUCAGAUGGGCAACGCGUUGUCGACGCUAAGUUCGGUCCACGUCGGGUCUGCAUUGUCCGUCCGGCGGUUCAUGCGGUGCGGGAGCGCUUUAUCCCUGCUGGACUUCGUGCACCAGGGCAGUGCGCUGUCUUUGCGGUUAACCGCUAGAAUCGGUUCGACGAUUUCCCUGGAGAGCCGGCUCCGGUUAGGUGGGGAAGCACAGCUCAGUACCUUCAACGCGAUCACGCUCGCCAGCACUUUGUCGCUCCGCGGCUUCAACCGCGUAGGGUCAACUGUGUCGGUUUUUUCCCAAGUCCGGUUCGGCAGUUGUCUGUCGACAUUGAGCUCGCAGCAGCUCGGGUCCGCAAUCAGCAUCCGGGCGUACACGAGAAUGGGCUCCGUGUGCAGCUGCUGCGGCUUAUUCCGGACGGGAAGUUCUCUUUCCAUCCUGGACUUCGCGGCGGUCGGGAGCACGAUCUCCGUCCGGGGCAUGACAAGUCUUGGCUCCUGCUUCUCCGUCUACGCACCGAUUGUGAAAGAUCAGGGGCUGUCGAUGCUGAACUUCUUUGAGCUCGGAUCGUCCUUGUCCCUCCGCAGCGUCGUCCGCUGCGGACACAACGUAUCCACCUUCGACUUCAUGAACAUGGGUUCGGCCUGCUCGCUCCGCAACUACUUGCGGAUCAGCAGUGCCUUAUCUAUCUUCGGUGCGUUCCGGGGCGGGACUUCCACCUCGAUUCUGAACUUCCUGAACCUCGGGAGUAGUUUGAGUCUGCGGUCGAUCAUCCGGGUCGGUUCCAGCUUGUCGGUCUUCGACGCGACAAGAGUUGCGAGCACGAUCUCCGUGUUGGAUUACUUCCAGAUGGGCAGCUCUUUAUCUCUCCGCGGGUACUGCAGAAUGUCGUCGACGUUCUCGGUUUUCAGCACGACGAGAACCGGCUCUGAUGUGUCCAUGAUGAAUUUCAUGACUCUCGGUAGUUCCAUCUCGAUCCGCGGCGGCUGGCGGUGCGCGGAAACGCUGUCCAUCUACAGCCAACUGCGGUUCGGCAGCACGCUCUCCGUGUUAACUUCCGUUUUGCUCGGCAGCAACUUGUCGGUCCGAGCAGUGGCCCGCCUCGGCAGCUCCAUCUCCAUCCGGACGAACGUGCGGUUUGCGGACUCGAUGUCGGUUUUAGCCCAGGUGACGGUUGGGUCUGGACUCUCACUUCGGAAGUACACAAGGUGUGGAUCCACUUUGUCCGUGUUCACGCGGGCGCGCGUGGCGGAACAUUUGUCCAUCAUCCAACACGUGGAUUUAGGGAGCCAACUGUCGUUAAGGGCAAGACCAAGGCUAGGGUGCAGCAUGUCCACGUUUGACUACGUAAACCUCGGCUCUUGUUUUUCCCUUCGCGGCGCCACCAAGCUCGGGUCCACCAUGUCCGUCAUCCGCGCCAUGCGGUUCGGCGACAACAUGUCCGUGCUGGAGUUCUGCAACCUGGCGUCCACCUUGUCUGUCCGCGCCUACCAGCGGGCCGGGAGCACGUUCAGUCUGCUCACCCGCGUGAACCUCGGGGAGAAAUUAUCCGUGAUUGACUACAUGCAACUGGGCUCCGUGAUCAGUCUCCGAAGCUACGCCAAGAUGGGCUCGGUCAUGUCGGUCUUCCAGAAGUUCCGCAUUUCCGGGAGCUGCAGUUUGCUGGACUUUUUGAACCUCGCGUCUUCUAUAUCCGUGAGGAUGGCAGUCCCGUUUGGAAACCGGGUUUCGGUCCUGGACGUGACCCACUUCGGCAGCUCGCUGUCCAUGCGGUCCUACAUCCGGCUAGGGUCGACGUGUAGUAUCACCGAUCGGAUCAUCACACGGAAGCACUUUUCCGUGCUGGACCAGGGCGCUCUUGGUUCGAGUCUGUCGCUUCGGCAGUGCUUGAACCUGCCGGACUCUGCGUCGGUCUGCAGCUACUUCUUCCUCGGUUCGUCUUUGUCCCUCCGGAACUACUUCCGGAUCGGCAGUUCGAUGUCGCUGUUCAACAAUUUGAGACUGGGAAGCUCUCUGUCCGUCUGCGACGCGGUCAACUUCGGGUCGGAACUGUCCCUCCGGAGUGUGACGAGGAUCAGUCAUAGAGCCUCCGUCUUCGAGACUCUGUUCCUCGCGAGCUCGUACUCGCUGCGGGCGGCGAUGCAGAUGGGGUCAACCCUGUCGAUCUUCAGCAUGGCAAGGUGUGGGAGCAGCAUGUCGAUGUUGGACAUCUGCCAGCAAUCCAGUAGCUUAUCCUUGCGGAACACCCUGCGAGUCGGCAGUUCCUUGUCUGUUCUCCGGAAGACGCACAUCGGAAACGAGGUCUCGGUGUUGGACGCACUGCAAUUAUCCUCCAGCUUCUCUUUGCGUGGGCACGUGCGGUGCGGUAGCGAUCUGUCCAUCCUGAACUUCAUCCAGUUCGGGUCCGGUUUAUCCCUUCGCCACCUCGCGAGGUGCGGGUCCAGGACGAGCUUUGUCGAGUUUCUGGAGCUCGGGUCCAGUUUCUCGUUGCGCUGUGUCUUCCGACAAAACAGCCAGAUGUCGCUGUUCAACCGGAUGCGCAUGGGGAGUCAAUUGUCCGUGCUGGAUUCAGUUCUCGGCGGUAGUGCUCUGUCGAUCCGGAGUUACAUGCGGUUCGGCAGUUGCUUCUCGAUCUACGGGCAGGGCAGAUCCGGCUCGACCGUUUCGAUUCUGGACUUUUCCCAGUGCGGAUCAUCUUUGUCCCUGCGCGCCUACAUGCGGCUCGGCAGCGAAUUUUCCGUGUUUUCCCAACAGCGGUUCGGCAGCAGCAUCUCCCUGCUCGACUUCUCGCACUGCGGGUCCGCGGUCUCGCUCCGGUGCGUGCGACCGCUGGGGAGCAGCUGGUCCGUUUUUUCAAGGCUGAAGUGCGGUUCGACGUUGUCGAUGGUGGAUUACCUGGGUCUUGGUUCCACUCUCUCCGUCCGCGCGCGCGUCCGGCUGGGCGCAAGAUUGUCGGUGUACGAUAGAGUGAGCUUCGGUUCCUCCCUCUCUCUCCGGUCGGCGUUUCGCCUCGGAUCUUCUCUAUCCAUGUUCGACGGGCAGAUGCGGUUGCACGGCACGUUGUCCAUCGUGGACUUCGCCUACUGCGGCAGCACGCUGUCAGUAAGGGAGAGGACCAGCUUCGGCAGCGCGAUCUCCAUGUUCGAUUACUUCCACUUAGGCUCCACGAUCUCUCUGCGGGGUGUGCUUCGUCUGGGAUCUGCAAUGACGGUCCGGAACAUUGUGAAGUUCGGUGGCGUGCCGUCCGUCUGCGGGUACUUCGAGCUCGGAUCGACUUUAUCCGUCCGCUCGUACAUGCGGUGCGGCUCUGUCAUGUCGUUGUUCAGCCGGUGGGCGAUUGGAUCCGCUUGCUCGGUGUUGGAUGCGGUCUACGCCGGGUCUUCCCUCACGAUCCGGCACUACAUGCGCGCGGGAAGUGGUUUGUCCCUCCUCGGCCGGAUCAACGUCCCGGGCCCCGCGCCGAGUGUGUUGGAUUACAUGGAACUGGGGUCGACGUUAUCGCUCAGACAGUACACGCGACUCGGUUCCACCUUCUCGAUCUUCGGCAACACGCGAGUCGCGGUGACGGCAUCCGCGUUAGACUAUACGAACUUUGGUUCCAGCAUGUCCGUGCGAGCCAGAACCAUGCUCGGAAGCGGGCUUUCCAUCUUCGGGGCGCUCCGCAUGGGGACGCGCAUGUCGCUGGCGAUGAGCCAGGAACUCGGGUCAACGCUGUCUUUGCGGGGGGUUGCAAGGAUGGGUAGUGGUAUGUCAAUCUACAGCAGAUUGACCACCGGAUCCAACAUCUCAGUGUUGGAUUUUGUCAACUUCGCGUCCGCGUUCUCUUUGAGAAGCGUGAUGAAGUUCGGCUCCACACUGUCGGUGAUCGCCAGCAUGAACCUCGGCUGCAGCUUGUCUGUUUUAGACUCCACUGGUGUCGGGGAAGAACUGUCGAUCAGGAACAUGGCAAGAUGUGGCACCUACAUCUCUGUCUUCGACUUCCUGUCCAUCGGCUCCACUCUGUCCAUCCGCCGCUAUGUCCGCGCCGGUAGCGGUUUGUCCGUCUACAGCCGGUAUAAAACCGGCGACUCUUUAUCCAUCCUGAACUUCGUCCACCUAGGUUCCGGAGCGUCCGUCCGCGGGUUCUGCCGCAUCGGCUCGACGCUGUCCGUUUCUCGGUGCACGUUUCUCGGUGAGGGUCUGUCCGGCUACUCCGCGCUGCACUUCGGGUCGACGACGAGCUUACGGGCGUUUGCCAGGAUGGGCAGCAACUGCAGCAUUUUCAGCGCCGCGACGCUCGGAUCGAGUUACAGUGUGUUGGACUCCGCCUUCCACGGAAGUUCUCUCUCCCUGCGCGCGUGCACGCGGAUGGGCAGCAACUUCUCCAUGUUCAGCAAGGUGGUCAUGAGCAGCUGCAUGUCCGUGUUGGAUUGGUUUACCCUCGGCUCCUCUCUAUCCGUCCGGACCUACUGCCGGUUCGGUAGUCGCUGCAGUUUGUUCGGCGACUUCCGGUUCGGCGGCCCCAGCGGCACCGGGAUCUCCACCUUCGACUACAUGAACCUCGGUUCCGCGAUGUCCAUGCGGUUGAUCGGGAAGAUGGGCAGCAAUUUGAGUCUGUUCUCCUAUUGCAGACUCGGCUCCACGAUUUCCACCUGCGACUUCAUGACGAUGGGCUCCUCGUUGUCCAUUCGCGCGAUGCCGCGGUUCGGAUCCCCGGUGUCCGUGCUGGACUUCGUCUACAUCGGCAGCACCAUGUCCAUGCGCGAGGCGAACCGGCUCGGGUCCAACAUCUCGAUCUUCAGCCGAGUGAGGUGUAGUGAGGGCGGAAAUUUAUCCGUCCUCGACUACGUGACGCUCGCGAGUUCUAUGUCGCUGCGGCACUUCGGGCGGUGCGGGGGGCAAUUGUCGAUUUGUCAGUUUGCGCAGAUGGGGUCCGGGAUUUCUCUCCGGUCGUUCUGCCGACUCGGAUCGACACUGUCCUUCGCGGGAAAAUUGAUGGGCGGAUCCUUUUCGAUCAUUGACCACACCACCACUGGCUCAGCGUUCAGUAUUCGUGGGUUCGCGCGCCUCGCGUCCGGCUUAUCGAUCCACGGCCAGGUCCGGGUCGGGUCGGCGUUUUCCCUGCUGGACUUCUCGAACUGCGGGGCGGAAUUGUCGGUGCGCAGGAGAACCCGGAUUGGCGAAUACUUAUCCGUGUUUGACGCGGCGACAAUCGGAUCCACUUUGUCCAUCCGGUCGUUCCAGUCUCUCGGAAGUAACUUCAGCUGCUUCGGGCACAUGAUGAUCGGCUCGGCGAUUUCGACGCUGAACUUCUACCACGUCGGAUCCUCGCUGUCCGUGAGGCAAUUCGUCAGCUGCGGAAAAAACUUCUCGAUCUUCGACUUCGCGUCGUGUUCUUCGAAUCUGUCCCUGCGCGCCUACGUGCGGUGCGGCAGCUUGUUGUCUGUCGCGAACGGGGCGAAAGGAAGAUUUGGCGCCCACGUUUCCAUCCUCGAUCGCGCGCACUUCGGGAGCUCCAUGUCGAUGCGCGUGGUCGCGAGAAUGGGAUCCUCGUUCUCCCUGUUCGGUUGGACGCGAUUGGGAUCCAGCUUAUCCGUUCUCGAUGCGUCCUGUCUGGGGUCGAAUUUGUCCCUCCGGAACUAUAUCCGGAUGGGCUCCCGGGCGAGCAUCUUCGGCUGUGGCAUCGUCGCGAGCAGCUGCUCGUUGCUCGACGCGGUGAUUCUCGGGUCUACAAUUUCCGUACGGCAGGUCGCCCGGCUGUCGUCUUCCUUCAGCACGUUUGCGAAAGUCCGAGCGGGCAGCGGCGCUUGUUCACUCCUGGACGCGAUGCUGCUCGGUAGCACACUGUCCCUCCGCGGCUACAGCCGUCUGGGGUCGACGCUGUCGGUUUGCAACGCCUACAGGGGCGGCGGCAUGUUCUCCGUGUUGGAUCGCGUGUCCCUCGGGUCGACGUUGUCCCUCCGGAAGGGGGGGAUGUGCGGGUCCAGAUUGUCCAUCUUCGACUACAUUACCGGCAGCUCCAACAUGUCCAUCCGCAGCUACAGCAGGUUAGGGUCGCGUCUCUCCAUGUUCGGCGAGAUGCGGGCGAAUAAUUGCGUGUCGGUCUUGGACUCGGUGCAUUUGGCUUCAGCCAUGUCGCUGCGGUCAUAUGUCAGGCUCGGCAGCUCCUUCUCCGUUAUGGGUUCCGCGGGGAUAAACGGCGGGGGUUGUUCCGCUAUGGAAUUCCUCACAUUAGGUAGCAGUCUCUCCAUCCGUGCGGGCGUUUCUCGUUUCGGCGACGGAAUUUCUAUGUUGGACAUGGUCCGCCUCGGGAGCACACUGUCCCUCCGGGGGACCGGGAGAUUCGGGUCCAGUUUGUCCAUCUUCGGCGGCAUGCGGUUCACCUCGUCCCUGUCGAUGCUCAACGCGUUCGAAUGCGGUUCAGUGUUGUCCCUGAGGAACUACGCGCGUUGCGGCUCGCAGCUGUCAUUGUGCAACGGAUUUCGGGUCGGAAGUGCGCUGUCCGUGUUAAACCACGUCCUUUGCGGAUCUAGCUUAUCAAUUCGUGCGUUCACGCGAACGGAGCGGGUUUCCGUGUUUGCCUUCACUAGUGCAGGGUCUGCGAUGUCGCUACGGGGGAUUAGUCGGAUGGGGAGUAACGUUUCCGUCUUCAAAUCCGUCAUGUUCGGCAAAGCGCUCUCCACGCUCGCCUACCAGGCACUUGGCUCCAGCUGUUCCCUUCGCGCCUUUUCCCAAUGCACGAAGGCCUGCAGCGUGUUGGACUUCAUGGCGGUCGGCAGUUCAACUUCUGUUCGGAAUUUCCUGAAAAUCGGAUCGGCGUUUUCCCUCUACCGCCAGGGCCUGCUCCAGAAAGUCUCCGUGCUCGAUGCGGCCUGCAUCGGCAGCACGCUUUCCGUCCGGGGCGGGUUUGUGCAACUCGGGGAGCGGUUCAGCAUGAUCGACUACUUCGCCGUCGGCAGUGCGAUUUCGAUCCGAGGGAUGUUGCGCGCGGGCAGCACGUUCUCGCUUUUCACCAAGUGCUGCCUCGGGUUGCACUUAAGCAUUCUCGACAAUUCCGAACUCGGAUCGUCCCUUUCGUUACGGUCCUUCACGCGGCAAGGGUGCAGCAUGAGUGCGUUGGACGCGACUUUUCUCGGAUCCGCGAUUUCGAUGCGGUCGCAAGCGAAGCUGGGAUCGACGCUGUCCAUGUUCAACAUGAGCAGACUGGGCAACGUUUUGUCCGUUCUAUCCCACCUACAUCUCGGGUCCUCCAUGUCUGCGCGCGCAACGUUCCGGAGUGGCCACAAGUUUUCCGUGUUCGACCAGUUUCUGCUCGGAAGCUCGUUGUCCGUCCGGGCGUACGUGCGGUUCGGUAGCAAUUGCAGCUUCUUCGGAACGUCGAAGAUCAACAACGCAAACUCCGUGCUGGACUACCUGAAGCUCGGAUCCAGCUGUUCCGUCAGGAGUUUUGGACGGUUUGGAGAAUCUUUAUCCGUGUUCAACUUCGUUGAGUUCGGCAGCACAUUGUCCCUGCGGUCCUACAUGCGGAUUGGUUCCCACUUCUCCGUGUUCGGGCGCACCGACGGCGGCCACCAAGUGUCCUGCUUCGGCUACAUGCACUGCGGGUCGAGCUUCUCCGUCCGAAGGUUUGCGCGCGCGAACGAGGGCGUUUCGCUGAUUCAGUUCCUGCGCGUCGGAUCGGUGGUGUCUCUCCGGUCUGUGAUCCGCAUGCAGUCGAACGUCAGCGUGUUCAGCCGGCUCAGAUUAGGCAGUGGGUUGUCGAUGCUGGAUGCGACCAAUCUCGGGAGCAGCCUGUCCGUGCGCAGCUACGUGCGACUGGCGUCCACCUUCUCGCUGUACGGGCUGAAACCGGAAAAGGCGCUGUUUUCCGCGCAUUUGUCAAUCUUCGACGCGGUGAGUUUAGGUUCCAGCUUGAGUUGUCGCAUGGUAACGAAGGUGCAACCAAGGGCAUCGGUGCUGGACUACUGCGAACUCGGAUCGGUGAUCAGUUUAAGAGCGACACAGCGAAUCGGGUCCACCCUCUCCGUCUUCGCCCGCGCGAUCACCAGUCACCAAUUGUCCGUGAUUGACAGCCACUGCUUCGGCAGUGCGCUCAGUCUCCGGUCUUGCGUUCGCUUAGCGUCCACCUGCAGUGUGGUCGGCCACGUUCGGUUGGGCUCGUGCACUUCUAUUUUGCAGCACGCGCACUUCGGGUCGUCGCUGUCGAUCCGCGGGGUGCAGCGCCUGGCGAAAUCUGUGUCCGUCCUCAGCUUUGUGCAACUCGGCUCUGCCGUCUCGCUCCGGAACGUGGUCCGGGUCGGGAGCACGUGCUCGGUGUUCGGUGCGGCGACCGCGGCGCACCAGAUCUCGGUGGCCUACCAGAUGGAGAUGGGAAGCAGUCUGAGUCUGCGCAAGUUCACGCGGUUCGGCAGUUCAUUGUCCGCCUUGAGCUUCAUCGAGCUGGCGUCCAACUGCUCCUUAAGGAAUUACAUGCGGAUCGGGUCCAGUCUGUCCGUGUUUGGCGCGCGGAUCGAUCUGGCGGCGAACUUGUCCGUCUUGGACAGCAUGUUCAUGGGAUCGGCUUUAUCCCUCCGCGAUACUAAACGUGUUGGUUCCCCCUUCUCGAUGAUCGACUUCUCGCACGUGGGGUCCGCUUUAUCACUCCGUGCGUACGCGCGACUGGGAUCGGCCUUCUCGCUGCAAAGCAUCGCCCGCUGCGGCGGCACGGUUUCGGUGUUAGCGGAAGUCAGCGUCGGCAGCACGCUCUCGUUACGCAGCUACGGUCGGUUCGGCGGCAGAAUGAGUGUGCUGGACUACCUGCACUGCGGGUCUAGUCUCUCCCUCCGGGCGUACACCCGGAUCGGGUCGGCGUUGUCGAUCGGGACGGGGCCGGCGAAGGAAAGGAAUGUCGUUUACGGGAAGCUUUCUGUUCUCGAUUUCCUGACCCUCGGAAGCUCGAUUUCGGUCCGGCAAGCGGUCAGAAUUGCCGGCUCGGUCUCUGUCAUAGAUUCAACCAUCCUCGGCAGCUCGCUCUCGAUCCGGCGCAUGGCGCACGCGGGCAAAGGCGGCUUGUCCGUCUUGGACUUCGUCAGCGUCUCGUCCGGUGUCAGCAUGCGGGCAGCCUGUCGGUUCGGCAGCGGCAUCAGCAUCUUCAGCCAGUUGCGCGUCGGGGGGAGUUUGUCCGUCUUGCGGCACGGGGAGUUUGCCAGUUCGUUAUCGUUGCGAACGUACACGCGAUUAGGCAGCAGCUUGUCCUGUAGCGGCAUUGGGGUGCGAACGGAAUUGCUCGCGAAGGUCUCCAUCGUGGAUAAGUGCCACUUUGGCUCCACCAUCAGCCUUCGCAGCUGGGCCCGGUGCAGUUCGAACGUGUCGACGUUGUUCUACUCGCAUCUCGGAAGUGCGUUGUCCAUUCGUGCGUACGCGCGUAUCGGAUCGACGUUGUCCGUCUGCGGGCAGCACUCCCGCGUCACGUGCAUGACGUCGAUUCUGGACCAGACCGCCCUCUCCAGCUCCCUCUCCCUGCGGCAGGCGGCACGUGUUGGCGCGAAAUUAUCCGUUUUACAGUUCGCCCACUUCGGCAGCAGUUUGUCCCUACGGUCCUCCGCCUACGCCUGCAGCCACUGCUCGAUUCUGUCCUUCGCGUAUUUAUCCAGUUCCAUCUCUGUCAGGAAUUUUGCCCGAGUUGGUUCUGGCCUCUCCGCACACGCGGUCUCCGGCCGCGCGCACGGGACUUUAUCGCUUUUAAGUCACAUGGAGAUCGGCAGCAGCAUGAGUAUCAGGAAUAACGUGAAGAUCGGGAAGAGUCUUUCGCUCUUAGACUACGCGGUCUUAGGUUCCUCCUGCUCCGUGCGGUCACACGUCCAGAUCGGCCGAAGUUUGUCCAUCCUGACCUUCGGGAACUGCGGAUCCUCGUUGAGCUUAAGGCACGUGGUCCGGCUCUCCUCCGGGCUCUCCAUCUACGGGACCUUCAAAGCGGAUCACGGGUGCGGCGGGACAAGAAUGUCCGUCACAGCAUUGUGUCAGCUCGCGUCGUCGCUGUCCGUCCGGAGUUGCACGCAGAUCUCGAAUGCGGUGUCCUGUCUGGGCUUUUCCACACUGUCCUCCUCGAUCAGUCUGCGCCGGUUCUCGCGCCUCGGCUCCGCGAUCUCGGUGUAUGAUUCCAGUAGGGUACACGGUCGGAUGAGCGUCACGGACAUGCUGCAUUUAGGGAGUACUUUGUCCAUCCGGGCUAAUAGUUUGCUGGGGUGCAGCGUCAGCUUGGUCGAUUACCUCCUCCUCGCGUCCUCUCUCUCCAUCCGGAACUUCGCGCGCAUGUCGGAUUCCAUCAGUGCCGUCGGGAUGCUCCGCGCGGGGUCUUUCUCCGUGCUGGACCGGAUCGAGAUGAGCUCGACCUGCAGUCUCCGCAACCUGAUCCGGCUAGGUUCCAGUAUUUCCACCGUCGGCGCGGGCGCGAAGCUGUACGGGUUGUGCGGAAAGGACCUGUCCGUCAUGAACUACGUCAGCCUUGGGUCGUCCAUCAGUUUGCGACGGUACGCGAGACUGGGUGACAGCCUGUCCGCCUACGACUUCCUGAACCUGGGCAGCUCGUUGUCCGUGCGCGUGUGCGCGAAGGUCGGGUCGGCGUUCUCGGUGUUCAGUAGCAUCCGGGGGAACAGCUUCAGCGUGUUGGAUUUUUUGAAACUGGGGUCCGCGAUCUCGUGUCGCGCGUUAGCCGCCAACGGCUCCGGCUGCAGUCUGUACGGCAGGUUUAAGACCGCCGCGUCAUUGUCCGUCCUGCAGCACAAGUUUGUCGGCAGCUGUUUGAGUCUGCGGUCGUUUGGCCGCCUCGGCUCCGGCAUGUCGGUGAUGGGCAGCGGCACGAUGAGUGCGAAGACGUCGGUGUUGGACUACUUCUCCAUCGGCUCCACUUUAUCAGUCCGCACCUACGCCCGGUGCGGGUCCGCCGUCAGUCUGUUCGCGUCGACGGUGCAGUGCGGCUCGACGUUAUCCAUCCUCGGGAACAUCGAUGUCGGGUCUAACCUGUCCAUCCGCGGGAUGUUGCGGAAGGGAAGCAGUCUGUCCAUCUUCGGCCAGAGUUUCCUCAGUUCCAACAUGUUUUCCGCUCUCGACAGCUUCUGCCUCGGCAGCUCGUUGUCCCUGCGCGCGUACACGCGGAUCAGCAGCUCCGUGUCCAUCUUCGGCGCCAUGAAGCGGUCCGCAACGGACACGCCGGUGUCCGUGUUGGAUGCGAGUAUGCUGGGUUCUGCUCUGUCCGUCCGGGCGUUUGUGCGAUUGGGCUCCAGUCUCUCCGUGAAGAACCUGAUCCUGUUCAGCCACGACUUCAGCUUGACGCACGCGAUGUUUUGCGCGAGCAGUAUGUCGCUCAGGUCCUUAGCGAGAGUCGGUUCCUAUUUCUCCGUAUUCGGACGAACCAAUCUCGGCGACAGCCUGUCCAUGCUGGGUGCCCACACCGCGGGAAGCGCCUUAUCCCUCCGUGCGUACUCGCGCAUCGGGAGCGGAUUCUCCGUCCACAGCGGUGCGAGAGUAGUAGGAGACGGCCGGUUCUCGAUCAUGGACUACUUGAAGUGCGGCUCCAGUCUGUCCAUCCGCAGUACCGGCAUUCUCAACUGCUCAUCCAUCUUCUCCCCGGUCAUGCUCGGAAGCUCUCUGAGUCUCCGCGCGCUGGCAAGGUGCGGAUCCAGCUUAUCCGCUCUCACGGCGGUGAAGCUCGGGGGCAGCUUCUCGGUUUUAGAUGCGGUCACGUACGGAUCGUCCUUAUCCAUGCGGUCCUUCAGCCGGCUCGGCCACGACUUUUCAUGCAGCGGCUGCUUGAACGGGGUGGGGAGCAUCACGUUCCUCUCCCUCUUCGAGUUCUUCGAGAUGGGAAGUUCGCUUUCCAUCCGCGGCGUGAACCGCAUGGGGAGUCGAGUGUCUGUCUUCGACUUCAUGCAGAUCGGCUCCGCGAUGUCCGUCCGCGCGUUCUCGCGCUGCGGUUCCGCGCUGAGUGUCGCCACCUCGGGCACGGUGUGCGGGGAGCGAUUGGAUGUGACGAACACGUUGUCUGUCGGCACGUAUAGCCGUAUUGGAUCGGAAAUGAGCAUUUACGGAGCUUUGAAUCUGUCGAGUUCAAUAUCGCUUCGCGCGAACGCAAAAAUGGGGUCCAUGUCGAUCCUUGCGUUCUGCCAGAUGGGAUCGUCGCUUUCGAUCCGGUACUUCUCCAGAGUAGGCAGUGGCGUUUCCGUCAUCGGGAAAAACACGCGUGCGAACAACGCCUUCAGCGUGUUCUCCCAGACUGAGAUGGGAUCAGCGCUCUCCCUGCGCACCAUGUCGUCCUUCGCGAACAAGAUGUCGAUUCUCGACUGCAUGAAUCUCGGGUCCACGCUCUCAACCCGCACGUUUGUCCGCAUCGGCAGCGGCUGCUCGCUGAUGGGCCUGUUCCGCCCGGGCAGCUGCGGCGCGACCUCCGUGAUCAACUGUGUCCACCUGGGGUCGACGUUGUCCAUGCGGCAGAUGGGCCAUUUGGGUUUGGGAGGCCUCUCCGUGAUCUCCUUCUACGAUCUCGGUUCGCAGCUCUCGCUCCGCACCACCGCGAAGAUCUCGAGCUGUCUUUCGAUUUACAGCAGCGGGCACGGCAGGAUCGGGCUAAAAACCUCCGUGAUGGAUUUCAUGCAGAUCGGCUCCUCCUGUUCCAUCCGGGCUUUUACCCGCGUCAGCUCACAAUUCUCCCUGCUCGACAGUGUCACCGUCGGCUCUAGUGUCUCUGUACGCAGCUUCACGCGGUUCGGCUCCGCGAUCUCCGUGCACGGCCAGUUCGCGACCAAGAAGCUGGGCAUCGGCAUUUCCGUCUUCGACCAGCUCACGAUGGCGAGCUCGCUCUCCUUGCGGGGAAGAGGGUACGCGGGGAGUACGGUUAGCGUGUUCGAUUUCCUGAACCUCGCUUCCGGCUUGUCGGUCCGGAAAAUCGCGAAGUUUGGCAGCAGUGUCUCAGUCGUGGAUGCGAUAUACUUGGGCUCCAACCUCUCCCUCCGGUCUACCGGCCGGUUCGGGUGCGCGUUGUCCACGCUCUUGUUCUCGAGCUUCGGUUCCAGCUUGUCGAUCCGGAACUACACACGCAUCGGGUCCACCGCCUCCUGCUUCGGGCGAACCGCAAUCGGCAGCAUCGUGCAACUCAGCGUCAUGGGCUACGGACAUUUAGCGUCUGGGUUGUCCAUCCGGGCCUUCGCGCAGCUGAGCAAGGGCGUUUCCGUGUUGGACGCGAUGACCAUGAGCAGCUCCUGUUCUUUGAGACAGUAUGCCCGCUGCGGCAGCGGCUUCAGUCUGUUCUCCUGCGGCCGACUCGGAGCGUCUGCUUCGGUCCUCAGCUUCGUGCAGCUCGCGUCGCAACUGUCGGUUAGGUCGCAUGCUACCUAUGGACGGUACGGGUUCUCCGUGUUGGACUGUUUAUCGAUGAGUUCCUCUUUAUCGCUCAGAACAUACACGCGGGUCGGCAGCGGUUGCAGUGUUAUGGGAAGGUUUGACACGGGCUCGAUCUACCGCCUCUCCUGCGUGGAUUAUUUGAACCUCGGCAGUUCCCUCUCCAUUCGCAGCUUCUCGCGCGUGGACGCGAGUGUGAGCUUGCUGGGCAUGAUGGCGGUCUCUUCCGCUUUGUCCGUCCGCUCCGUUGGCCGGUUCGGCUCGUCGCUCUCCGUCGCUGGUGCGGCGCAAAGGACCAUGCUAAAAGCGAACCUCUCCGUGCUUGACGCGUCGAUUCUCGGGUCCAGCUUCUCGCUCAGAACCUUCGCGCGCAUUGGCAGUGCGGUUUCCGUUCUCGGGUUUACGGACUUCGGAAGCAGUUUGUCCUUACGAAACUACGCAAGACUAGGGUCCACGUUGUCCGUUUUGACUAACCUCAAAGUCGGAUCCGGGUUCAACGGCGCGUCUGUUCUGGACUACCAAGCGCUCGGAUCGUCUUUGUCGGUCCGCUCCAUGGUGGAGAGUCAGAACAACCGCGGGCUAUCCAUUCUCGAUUACAUGUCGAUGGGGAGCACUCUUUCGAUCCGCUCCCUCGUCCGGUUCGGAAGCUCAUUAUCCGUCGCGUCCGGAAUCAUUUUGAACGGGAGCCAGAACAUGUCGGUGAAGCAGGGGGUUUUCAUCCAGGGCGCAACCUCCGUGUUCGACUGCUGCAACCUCGGGAGCACCUUGUCUUUACGUGCGUACGCCCGACUGGGAUCCGGUUUGAGUGUCGCGGGGUUAUGUGCCUUUGGCUCCAUGAGCUGGAUGAGCGUGAUGGAAUUCAGCAACAUCGGUUCCAGCGUGUCGCUCCGUUCCUUCGCGAAUUUGGGCAGCAGUUGCAGCGCGUUGUCUUUCGGCACCUUUGGUAGCGCUUUGUCCAUUCGGUCGUUUGUAAGAACCGCAGACAGAUCCUCCAUUCUCGACUUCCUCACGAUGGCCUCGAGUUUGUCCCUGCGGAACUUCUGCCGAAUCGGAUCGGACUUGUCCGUCGCCGGGAUUACCAGCAACAUUGGCGGAAUGCUUUCCGUCAUUGGCUGCGCACACACGGGUUCGUCGCUCUCUCUCCGGGGGCGAUUGAUGGCGAUCGGGAAAAACAUGAGCGUUCUGAACAUUUUGGAGCUCGGGUCGUCUGUCUCGUUACGUCAAUACCUCCGCUGCGGAAGUGACGCAUCGGUAAUUGGUAGAACCGCGAUUGGGAGCUGCCUCCGGCUCUCCGUGAUCGACUUCAUGCAAGUCGGGUCUGCGAUGUCGGUCCGGCAAACGGCGCGGUUCGGCGCGAAAAUGUCGAUUUUGGAUAUGGUGAACUUGGGCUCGGCGCUCUCGUUAAGGGAGUACGCCAGGUUCGGAUCCAGUUUGUCGAUGUUCGGCGCUAUGAAGGUCAGCCGGGACGCGUCGGUGUUGUCUCAUGUACACAUGGGAUCUACCAUGUCGCUCCGGAUGUACGCGAGACUGGGAAGCGCCGUGUCUGUACUGAACUUUUCGCAGUUCGGUUCGUCCAUGUCGAUCCGGAACUACGUCAGGUUCGGAUCUAGCUGCAGCUUGGUGCAGAGCUGGAAAAUGGCCCUCGACUUGUCCGUGUUAGGCGCCACGGAACUCGGGAGCUCGCUGUCCAUCAGAAGUUUCGUCCGUACCGGCAGUGUCACCAGUGUCCUGCAUUAUCUCGAGCUCGGAAGUUCCCUGUCGGUCAGACAGAACGGGCGGUUCAACAACAAGUUGUCUGUUUUAGAUUGCUUGCACCUCGGGGAAGAACUAUCCGUUCGGCAAGCCGCGCUCUGCGGCAGCUCAGCGUCGAUCUUCAACUUCCUCGCUCUUGGCAGUGGACUGUCCGUCCGCGCGUACGCGCGCCUCGGGUCUAAGGCGUCUAUCUGCGGUCUGAUGAAGGUCGGUUCCGUCGCGGCCUUCAGCUUGACGGAUACUGUGUCCGCAGGUUCGUCUCUAUCCCUCAGAAUGACGUCGAAGCUCGGGUCCUCCCUGUCGGUUUUGUCGAACCUCAGCAUGGGCUCGUCCAUCUCGCUAAGGAACUUCACCCGGUUAGGCUCCUCCGCCAGUUUGGCCGGUGCGGGUCUGAACAGCAUGCGGGGGGCGCUGUCGGUCCUGCGGGAAGUCUCCGUUGGCAGCAGUUUGUCCAUCCGUGCGUUCGCACGUACAGGUAGCUGCAUGUCGGUGCUGGACUUCACCAGUCUCAGCUCGAUGCUCAGCGUCAGAACGGUGUCCCGGCUCGGCAGUUCCUGCAGUGUGUACGUGGACGCCAGAUUGGGUACGAAGGCAUCCAUCUUGGACCAAGCAACCUUAGGUUCCAGCCUGUCCAUCCGCGGUAUGGUUCGGGUCCCGGCGACAGCCAGCGUCUACGACUGCUUGUCGCUCGGCAGCUCAUUGUCGCUCCGGGCGUUCGCGCGGUUCGGCAGCUCGGUGAGCGUGUUUGGGCUGACGAAAAACUACGGCAGUUGCUUCCGCCUGUCCGUGGUGGAUUACUUGACGCUGGGCUCCUCCGUCUCCAUCCGGGGCUGCCUGCGCGGAUCACUUUUGAGUAGCUCGAUGUUCGACUUCUUCACUUUAGGCAGCAGUUUGUCGCUCCGGAACUACCUGAGGCUCGGUUCGAGCGUAUCUCUCCUCGGGUUGACGAAGACUGGCGGGAGUGUGCACUGCAUGUCCGUGAUGAAUUUCGCGUGUCUCGGCUCCUCCCUGUCCGUCCGGUCCUUCGCGUCGUUCGGCUCCUCGGUUUCCGUUUUAAACCACAUCAACUUCGGGUCCAGCAUGUCCCUUCGGUGCUACGCGCGGUGCGGCAGCAGCCUGUCUUUGCAGGGCAAAGCGACGUUUCAAUCCUCCAACAGUGUGAUUGACUACGUGUCGUUCGGGUCCAGCUGCAGUUUGCGGUCGAGCGCGAAGCUGGGCAGCCGGAUCUCGACGUUAGGGUUCACGAACCUCGGCUCCGCUCUGUCCAUCCGGCAGUUUGGACGGUUCGGAUCUUCCUUGUCUGCCACCGGCUUGCACACGCACGUGAACCCGAGGGUGAGUCUGUUGGAGCAAAUCCAACUCGGCAGUUCCAUGUCUUUACGUGCGUUCACUCGUUUCGGCUCUAGCGUAUCUGUCCUGGACUUCCUCCAUCUCGGCAGCACUGUAUCGGUCCGAAACAUGGUUCGCGUGGGGUCCGGAUUCUCCGUCAUCGGACUCUUCCGGCCGGGCUCGGUGUUGAAAUUGUCCGUGAUUGACAUGAUGCAGUUAGGCAGCUCGGUGUCGGUCCGAUCUACCACCAGACUCUCGUCCGGCUUCAGCCUCUUGCAGUUCGUCCAGCUCGGGUCCAGUUUAUCCAUUCGCAGCCACGUUUACGCGGGCAUAAGGGCGAGUGUCAUGGACUGCAUGGCCUUGGGAAGCACGCUGUCGAUCCGUGCCGCAGUGCGGCUCGGGUCGGGUGUUUCCGCGUUCGGGUUGUCCCGAUGUGGAAGUAUCAUUUUGACUUCGAUUUACGACACGGCGCUUCUCGGAUCGUCAUUAUCUGUCCGGGGGGUCACGAAGUUCGGGUCUUCCUGCUCCUUCUGCGACUACCUCGGAUUAGGGUCGACUUUGUCCCUCCGGACGUUCGCGCGGUUCGGCUCCGGCCUGUCCGCGAAGGGCGCGAUCGAGUGCGGCAGCGUGAUGCGGACGUCUGUUCUGGACUUCUUAACCCUCGGGAGCAGUAUUUCGGUCCGAUCCCACAUCCGGAUGUCAGGCACGUUAAGUCUCCUCGACACGCUCGCUUUAGGUAGCCAGCUGUCCCUCCGCGCGGUGGCGCAACUCGCGUCGGCGUGCAGCGUGUUCCGCGGCCAGGCGUGCGGGGGAAUAUCGAUGAGCGUGUUGGAUUUCCUUCACAUCGGCAGCACACUCUCCGUCCGGUCGAAGGUGAACUUGGGAGAAACAACGUCGCUGUUCUGCCACUUGUUGGUAGGGAGCUCUGUAUCUAUCCGCAGCUUCUCGCGGAUGGGAAAAACCUUGUCCGUGUUGGAUGCGGUGCACUUCGGAUCCACGCUCUCCUUCCGCCAGUUCGCCAGACUCGGCUCCAGUCUGUCCGCAGCGGGGGUAACGGAUUUGAGUCAGCAACUGUCCGUUCUUGACCACGUUGCACUCGGCUCCGCGUUCAGUUUGCGGAACUUCGGGAGAAUUGGAAAUGCGCUGUCGACUUUACAGUUUGUCCACCUCGGUAGCACGAUUUCGCUGCGAUCAACCGUCCGGAGUGGGAGCCGCCUGUCUUUGUUGGACAAUUUGGAGCUCGGUUCGUCCAUGUCUCUACGUGCAAAUGCGCGCAUCGGCUCGACCUUCAGCGUGCUUGGGAAAAGCCGGCAUGGUAUGCGGAUUUCCUUGUUGGAUUUUUUCCAGCUCGGGAGUUCGUUGUCCCUCCGGUCUUCCACCUUCUGCGGCAGCGCGAUCAGUGUAUUAGAUGCGGCCCUUCUCGGCUCCACAGUCUCGCUCCGCAGCCAGAUGCGGCUCGGUGGGUUGUACUGCAGCGUAUUCGACGCGACCAGUUUAGGUUCCUCGCUCUCCAUGCGGGCCAACGUCCGGUGCGGCAGUACUUUAUCCGUGUUCGGUGCGGGCUGCGUGGGUAGUCUUACCAAACUCUCGAUCAUCGGCGCCACUGCGAUGGCCAGCUCGCUGAGUCUGAGACACGUUGCCCAGAUGGGGAGUCGCUGCUCGGUUUUGGACUUCCUCUCAAUCGGAUCUUCUAUCAGCGUCCGCGCGGCAACAAAGCUGGGCUCGACCUUCUCGAUCUUCACGUUGAAAAGCAAGAACGCGGUUCUCGGUGGGGCGAUGAGCGUCUUGGACGUUCUGGAACUCGGCUCGUCCUUCUCCGUCAGAAGUAUGCAGAAGUGCGGCAGCCGAUUUUCCGCCCUGGACUUUCUGCAGCUCGGGUCCUCCAUGAGCAUCCGCAAUUACCUCCGCCUCGGCUCCGGCUUCUCCAUGAGCGGCCAGAUGAAGAUGCUGGGCAGUUGUCUGACGUGUUCUGUGUUGGACGCGACGCAGCUCGGGAGUUCCUUGUCCGUCAGAGGGAGAUCAAGAUUCGGCUCUACCGUUUCCAUGUACGACGCUUUUCUCAUGGGAUCAUCUCUCUCCCUCCGCAGUUACGCCAGAACGGGCAGCGGGUUAUCCCUCACCGGGUUUUCCUUCGUCAACAGCUGCAUGUCGGUGUUGGAGCAGGUCGUCUUCGGGUCCACGAUGUCGCUGCGCACGUUCGGAAGGUUUGCGGGGCAGAUUUCCGUUUUCGACAGUGUUUCAGUCGGAUCCUGUUUAAGUGUGCGCACAUACUGCAGAAUUGGAUCUUCUCUAUCCAUCACCGGCUCGUCCCAGUGCGGCAUCAAGUGCUCGGUUCUGGACCGCGCGCACCUCGGGUCGUCGAUCAGUCUCCGGGCCUUCGGCCGAGCGGACUCAGGCAUUUCGAUUCUGAACUUCGGCAAUUUCGGCUCUGCCUUGAGCAUCCGCGCACUGACGCGGAUCGGAUCCGGCGUCUCCGUCCACGGGCAGAUGAACGUGCUCGGCUCCUGUCUGCGUUUAUCCGUCAUCGACUGCAUGAAUCUGGGAAGUUCGCUGUCCGUGCGCACGCUCGCGCGGCAGCAGGCGUCGUGCAGUGUGCUGGACUGCUUCAACCUGGGAAGCUCCAUGUCCGUACGCACGUUUACACGCAUGGGGGAACAGGCUUCGAUUCUCAGCUUCGUCGAUUUAGGCAGCACGUUGUCUGUCCGAAGUCGGUCGAGAGUGAGCAUGCGCUGCUCCACGUUUGACGCGGUCUCCCUCGGGUCGAUGUUGUCCAUCAGAAGCUUCGUCCGGGCCGGUUCCGGCUUAUCCGUCUUCACAAACUACAUGGCCGGCUCCUCGCUUUCCGUGCUAGACAGCACGCAGGUCGGGAGCUGCAUGUCGGUCCGCGCCAUGGCCCGACUGGGGUCGUACGUCAGUAUUUUCGACUUCUUGGGGCUUGGUAGCGCGGUGUCGGUGCGGGCAGUUUCCAGACUCGGCUCUUCCACCUCCAUCUUCGGCGAGUCGCGACUGGGCUCGAGACUGUCCGUUUUAAGUUUUAUGACGAUCGGUUCGACAACCAGUCUGCGGGCGCACGGGAAAUUGGGCAGCCGCAUGUCGGUCUUGGACUUCAUGUCCAUCGGCAGCUGUUUAUCGCUUCGCUCAGUUGGCCGUUGCUCCUCCCAACUCUCGACCCUGCAGUAUACCACCCUCGGCAGCUCGUUGUCGCUCCGGGUGUGCGGCAAGGUCGGCGAGAAAAUUUCCCUCCUGGAUUACAGCCACUUCGGGUCCUGCGUCUCAAUCCGGCCAUUAGUGCGUGUCGGCAGCGCUUUCUCGGUUGCGGGGACGUUUGCGGUCGGCUCGGCGUACAAUUUGUCCGUCAUGCACCAGGUGGAACUGGGGAGCAGCAUGUCCAUGCGCAGCUUCGGCCAGGCGGGCAAGAACUUGUCCAUGCUCAACUUUGUCAACCUCGCCUCCGGGAUUUCGCUCCGUGCGUUCACACGCGCCGGAAGCAGCGUGUCCUUGUUGUCAAGAGUGAUUGCGACGGGCAAAGCGUCUCUAUUGAACAUGGUAACAACCGGCUCGGCGCUGUCCGUCCGGACCUAUUGCCGGGUGGGGAGCGGUUUGUCGAUCCUGGCGAAGGGCGUUGCGAGCGGUGCCGGGUUGUGCUCCGUGUUGGAUAAGGUCACCUUCGGAAGCACUUUGUCUCUCCGCGGCGCGACGGUUAAAUUUGGCCACCGACUGUCCGUGCUCGACCACCUCGCAAUGGGUUCCGCCUUGUCUGUACGAAGCUUCGUGCAGGCGGGAAGCAGGUUUUCGUUGCUCGACAUGUGUCAACUUGGAUCCAGCUUGUCCCUCCGCGCCUGCGGCAGGAUCGGGUCCGGAUUGUCGAUCAUGAGCAACACCAGAGUCGGCUCCGUGUACAGGUUGUCCGUCGUGACCUCGACCAUCCUCGCUUCCUCCUUAUCCGUGCGGGGAUUCGUGAAGGCGCACAGCGGCACAAGCAUCCUCGGGUUCUUGCAACUCGGCAGCACCUUGUCCAUUCGGGCAGUGACGCGAAUCGGAUCCGGUCUGUCUAUCGGCGGACGGUCGCGGAUCGACAGUACUUGCUCGGUUUUGCAGCAAAUUGAGCUUGGCAGCUCCAUGUCGUUGCGGAGUUCUGCGCGUCUCGGGUCAAAAUUGUCGACAUUAUGCUUUGUCGCACUGGGUUCCAGUCUCAGCAUUCGGUCCUACGCACGAUUCGGCAGCGGUUUGUCCGCGCACGGCUUGCUCACUAGCACCGGAUCGGUGUACCGGUUGUCCGUCAUUGACCACCUACAUCUCGGAUCCAGCUUGAGCGUCCGCAACAAAGCCCGCGCCGGUCAUCGAGUCUCCGCCUUGGGCUUCGUGCAGCUGGGGUCGAGCCUGUCUGUCCGUACCUUCGCGCGCCUGGGCAGCAAAUGUUCGGUCGUCGGUUUGGAAUCCAUGGGCUCCUGCAAGUCCGUCUCCGUGAUUGACUUUGUGCAGCUCGCCUCCUCGGUCAGCAUGCGCAGCUUCUCGCGGAUGGGGGCAGACCUCAGUAUUCUCGAUUCCGUCGUGUUCGGAUCGAGCUUGAGUCUACGAGGAAGCUUCAAGAGCAUGGGUUUGCACACGACAAGCUUGUUGAACUUCGUCACCCUGGGAAGUACGAUUUCCGUCCGCCACUGCGGUUUAUUGGGCUCGCGCGUCUCGGUCUUAGAUCAGCUGAACCUCGGUAGCAGCAUGAGCAUUCGCAGCUUCUUGCGCAGUGGGUCCACGGUGUCCUGUCUUGGAAGCACCGUCUUCGGCGGACGAUGCUCGGUCUUGAGCCAACUCGAACUCGGCAGCAGCUUUUCGCUAAGGCGGACUGCUAGAAUGGGGAAAUCGCUGUCCGUACUCGACGCGGUCUACCUCUCGUCCAGCUUGUCUCUCCGAGCGUAUGUGAGAACUGGAUCAACCUUAUCCGUGAUCGGCUUGACCAAGCUCGGCAGCUGCUGCAGACUGUCGAUUCUGAACCAGGUCGAGCUGGGAAGCUCCAUGUCGAUGCGGCAGGUGAUGCGUUUGAGCUCCAGCAUUUCGAUGUUCGACUACAUGGCGCUCGGGUCCACCAUUUCCCUCCGGGCGAUCUCCCGCCUCGGCAGCACGGUCUCCGUCUUCGGAGCGAGUUCUAGGAUCGGGGACUGUCUGUCCAUCUUGGGGUCGGUUUCGCUUGGAAGCGCUCUGUCGUUACGAAGCAUGUGCCGCCUGGCGGACUCCCUCUCCGUGUUCGACAACGUGGAGUUAGGAAGCAGUUUGUCUGUACGGAAUGUGAUCCGGUUCGCCGGCCGCUGCUCCGUCUUCGACCACUUCACCUGCGGGUCCAGCGUGUCGAUCAGAGCGUUUGUACGCCUCGGAAGCUCGUUGUCCGUGAUCCACAACACGCGCUGCUUCGGUUCCUGCUACCGCGCUUCGGUGGUGAGCUACCUGGCGCUGGGGAGCAGCAUGAGCCUGCGCGGGGUGGCGCGGAUGGGAUCGACCUUGUCCGUGUUCGACUUCUGCGCAUUGGGGUCCACCGUGUCGAUUCGCGCGUAUAACAGAAUUGGCAGCGGGCUCUCCCUGUUCAACAAGGCUAGAUUCGGGUCCGAGUUCAGUCUGCUUGAUUCCAUCACGCUGUCCUCAUCUUGCAGUCUGCGCAGUAAAGCGCAGCUCGGCAGCACGUUCUCGCUAUUGGACUACCUGAACAUGGGAAGUUCCUGUAGCGUGCGGUGCCUGGCGAGACUCGGGUCUAGCCUCUCCCUCACCGGGAACUUUGAGCACAGCCGCGGAGAAUUGUCGAUUCUGGACUACGGCUUCACGGGUUCUGCUUUAUCCGUCCGGUCGCACACGCGGAUGGCGGCGACGUGCAGUGUCGUGGACAUGACGAUUCUCGGAUCGAGUUUAUCCUUGCGGAACUUCGUCAAGGUCGGAACAUCUCUUUCUACCUUCGACUACUUCAACAUCGGCAGCACGAUUUCGCUCCGGUCCACCGCCAGAUCGGGGAGUCAGGUGUCCGUCCUGAACUUCAGCAAUUUGGGGUCAUCUCUCUCCGUCCGGAACUACGCAAGACUCGGUCAUUCACUCUCCGCGCUCGGACGGGCGGAUCUGGGGAGUGUUUACCGGGUGAGUGUGAUGGAGUGGACAACGGUUUCUUCCAAUUUAUCCCUCCGCAGCUUCGCGCGGUUCGCCGGCGAACCCUCGAUUUUGGAUACCUUCCACAUGGGAAGCUCCCUGUCCCUCCGCGGGUACGUGCGGAUCGCGAAGUCGAUCUCCAUUUGCGGACCGGAAGCUAGAUUCCGCGGCGGCACCUCCGUCCUCGACAUGUGCGCGAUCGGGAGCAGUCUGUCUGUCAGAAGGAUUCUUGAAGUCGGAACGAGAUUUUCGGUGCUGAACUUCGCGCAUUUAGCGAGUGGCGCGUCGAUGCGCAACAUGUGCCGGGUUGGUUCGAGCUGCAGUUUACUUGCGGUUGCGAGAUUGUCAAGCUCGCUCUCCGUGAUCGACAGCAUUUUGCUCGGCAGCUCUUUAUCCGUUCGCGCGCACGUGCGCUGCUCGAUGGGCGCUUCUGCCUUGCACUUCGGGCACAUCGGGUCGACGUUGUCACUCCGGAGUUUCAUUCGUGUUGGAUCGAACCUGUCCGUGAAGGGGUUGCUCCAGAUCGGCAGCUGCAAUCGGGCGUCCGUGAUCGAUUAUCUCCAUAUGGGAAGCACGGUUAGUCUCCGUACGGUUGCUAGGUUCAGCAGCGCUAUUUCCACCCUGAACUUCGUGUCCAUCGGCAGCUCGUUAUCCCUCCGGACCUUCACGCGACUCGGGUCGGCGUUCUCCGUCUUCAGCGAAGCGAACGCAGUCCGGUGCAUGACGAGCUUUUCCGUGUUGGACGGCGUGUCUUUAGGGUCGGCUUUGUCCUUGCGGUCCUGCAUGAAGGUCGGUAGCAUGUGCAGCACCCUGAACAUGGUGUUGCUCGGAAGCUCUUUGUCCGUGAGACAAUACGCCCGCAUCGGAAGCGGUCUGUCCACGAAUGCACAAACCCGGUUUGGCGAGAAGAUGAGCGUUUUGUCGUUCGCGAGCCUGGGCUCCAGCUUGUCCUUAAGGUCUAACAUCCGUGGCGGCGCUGCCUUGUCGCUCGUGAACUUCUGCCACAUGGGAUCAAGCUUAUCUGUCCGGUCGUUCGCCAGGUGCGGCUCGAGUUUGUCUGCCUUCGGGUUACAUACCCACGGGUCGACCAUGAAGAUGAGUGUGAUCCAGUAUUUAACAAUGGGUUCCAGCAUCUCGAUUCGGUCCUUCGUCAGAACCUCCUGUCGCGCCAGCGUCCUCGAUUGCCUCCACAUGGGAUCCGCACUCUCCAUCCGGACGUCCGCGCGCUGCGGCAGCAGUACCUCCGUGUUCGGCCGUUGUUUUGUGCAAAGUAGUAAAAGUACGUCCGUGCUCGCCUUUGUACAUCUCGGCUCCAGCUUCUCGCUGCGCGGACAGAAGGUGAAUUUCGGGAACACGAUGUCCGUCUUGAAUUUCAACAACUUGGGUAGUUCUCUUUCCAUCCGGAAGUUCGCGCGAAUCGGCUCCGGCUUGUCCUGCAUCGGUAGCACGGCGAUUGGGUCCUGCCAAAACUGCUCCGUCGUCAACUUCACAACUGCAGCGUCGACACUAUCUCUCCGCAGCACGGGCAGACUCGGCGGCCCGCUGUCGUUAUUGACCUUCACGCAUUUGGCUUCCUCGGUCUCGGUAAGAUCCGUCGGUAGAUUGAGUUCCAGCUGCAGCGCACUCGGCUUGGCGAAGAUGGAAGACAGAUUGUCGGUAUUAGACUACCUCGCGCUCGGGUCCAGCAUUUCCAUCCGCGGCGUCGGGCAGAUGCAGGGGAAGAUGAGCGUUUUGAGCUUCACGUUCUUGCGCUCUUCUGUCUCCCUCCGAUCCUUCUGCCGAAUCGGGUCUGGUGUCUCCGUCCGCGGGCUUCUCGCCGCGGGCUCCUGCUUCGCGAUGUCCGCUGUUGACUAUCUACACAUCGGCAGCAGUCUCUCGCUCCGCGCGUACGCCAAACUAGGAUCCGUGCUGUCCGUGAUUGACUUCGUCAACGUCGGAUCCAGCUUGUCCACCCGGGCGUUUACGCGGAAAGGUAGCAGCUUAUCGAUUUUCGCUUCUGCGAACGCUGGUGGUACGCUCUCCGUGCUGCAGCAGAUCCAUUUGGGGUCCUCGUUAUCGGUUCGAAAAGUCAGCCGGUUUGGUAGCUGUUGCUCCAUGUUGAACUUCGCGCACUGCGGGAGUCAGAUGAGCAUCCGGCAGUACCUGCGGGUGGGCAGCAGCUUCUCGAUCAACAAGCAGGUGAUGCAAAGAUCGCGUCUUUCCAUCCUCGACGAGCUCCAUUUAGGGUCGUCCCUCUCGGUCAGAGCGGCCGGCAGUUUAAUCCGGGCGGCCUGCGGGGUGUCAGUCCUAGACGCCGUCUACCUCGGCAGCACCAUGAGCUUGCGGCGCAUGACCAAGUUCGGCGACGCGAUUAGUGUGGUUGACGCGGUCAUGCUGUCGUCUACUCUCUCUUUGCGGAACAAAAUGCGGGUUGGCUCCGCGAUGUCUAUUUUGGACUUCGUGCACUGCGGCAGCGCGUUAUCCAUUCGCCAAUCGAUGCGACUCGGGUCCAGUAUGUCGGUCCACGGCGUUGUGGAGAUCGGCUCCGUGCAAAAAUUGUCCGUCGUCGGGUUCUUCGGCAUGGGCAGCUCUCUCUCCCUCCGGACCUUCGCCCGGUUCGGCCAUAGUAUUUCCGUUCUGGACAACACGGUUUUGGGGAGUAGCAUGAGCUUACGGUCUCUCAUCCGGUUCGGCGCGCAGGCGAGCGUGCUCGACUUCGUCCACCUCGGGUCCAACAUCAGCGUCCGGGCGCACGCGCGUCUGGGUUCGACGUUGUCGGUAGCCACCGCGGGGUUGUAUGCGAGCGGAAACCGGCUUAGUUUGGAUUCCUUUUCUGAAGUCGGGCCGCAGAUGUCCCUGUUCGGCACGGCGUCGUUGGGUAGUUCGUUGUCUUUGAGAAUGAUCGCGCGGAUGGGAAAAUCCUGCUCCACCUUGAACUACGCGAUGUUUGGCAGUACCUUGUCGAUCCGUUCGUACCUCCGGCUGCAGUCGGGCUUAACCGUGAUCGGCGCGGCGCGGGUCGGCAUCAAGGAAACCUCUCUGAUGGACUUCGUCGGUUUGGGGAGCUCAUUGUCCAUCCGAUCUGUCGUCCGCGCAGGGAAGGGGUUGAGUGUGUUGGAUCAAUCCAGACUCGGAAGCACGAUUAGUUGCCGUGCGUUCGUCCGCACCGGGAAAAGAAUGCAGGUGACGAGUAGCGUGACCUCCGGCGAGAACCUUUCCGUCCUGGAGCAGCUCCACCUCGGAUCUUCUUUGUCUCUACGGGGUAGAAGAUUUAACGUCGGAAACCACUUGUCCGUCAUGGAUUCCGUCUCGCUUGGUAGCAGUUUAUCUCUUCGGGCCAGCUUCCGCGCGGGCACGAAGUUCUCCGUUUUGGACUACUGCGGCAUGGGCUCCUCGAUGUCUAUCCGACACUACUGCAGGAUUGGGUCCGCUCUUUCCGUGUCCCUGCUCUGCCUGAAGGGGUCGCUGAACAACUUGUCCAUGAUGAACAUGCUCAAUUGCGGCUCCAGUCUGUCUGUCCGGAGCUUCGCGAGACUCAGCAGCGCGGUCUCGUUGUUAGACUUCACGACCAUCUCCUCCGCGAUUUCGAUCCGCUCGAUCGCGAAACUCGGCAGCAGCUACUCCAUCGUCGGAUCUUUGCAGACCGGAAAACCAACGUGUAACACCAGCGUGCUGAACUUUGUGACCGUCGGCUCGAGCUUGUCGGUUCGGCAAAAAUGCGUUUCGUCGUCGAGAUUGUCUCUUCUCGACUACGUGCAGUUCGGGUCCGCACUCUCCGUGCGCCAGUACAUGCGCUGCAGCAGCAGUCUCUCCGUCAAGAGCAUUGUCAGGACCGGCUCGGUGUACGCCUUGUCCGUGAUGCACUUCAAGACCUACGGCAGCUCUUUAUCUUUGAGAACUUUCUCAAAGCUCGCGGCAAGGACCUCCGUCAUCGACUGCUUGAAUCUCGGCUCCGCAAUGUCCAUCCGGGCGUUCGCGCGUUUGAGCUCGGGGUUGUCGGUGCGUGGAGAUGGCAGGCAAGGUGGAUUGCAGAUUUCCAUCUUAGGUUGGAUGAAGGCCGGAUCCAGCAUGUCCAUGCGGUCUUUAGCAAGGUUCGCCUCGGCGUUGUCGGUUUUGUCAGCCGUCGAUGUUGGAUCUAGCAUGAGCAUCCGCCAGUUCAUCCGUCUCGGGAACGCGUGCAGCAUGCAGGGCCACGUGUACACGGAUAAGAUGUAUUCCCGCCUCUCCGUGAUGGAGUACGUGAGAUUAGGAAGUUCCAUGUCCGUCCGGUCCACCGUCCGCCUCGGCGGCAGCAUGUCGCUGCUCGACUACGCGCAGUUCGGCAGCAGUAUCUCCAUCCGGGCGGCUGUCCGCAUGUCUGGUGGCGUUUCCAUUCUAGGUAACGCGCGCGUGGAGAGCCAGUGCAGUGUCCUCUGCAUGGCCAGUCUCGGCAGCAACUUGUCUGUCCGAACAUCCAGCCGGAUGUCGUCCCGAGCGUCGGUGUUGGACUUCCUGUCCGUGGGAUCUGCACUCUCUAUGCGCAGCUGCUUCCGGUACGCGUCCGCAGUGUCCGUCCUCGGCGCUGCGAUACUCGGCAGUUCGCAGCUGGCCGGCCGCGGCAUCGGCAUGAGCAUCAUCAACUCCGUCAACGUCGGAUCUUCGCUGUCCGUCCGGUCCACGGCUAGAUUGGCGAACAAGAUCAGCGUUUUGUCCUUCCUCCACUUGGGCAGCACCUUCUCUUUGCGGAAAAAUCUCGCCAUGAGCGGGAAUCUCUCCGUGCUGGACUACACGCAUUUGGGCUCUUCCGUCAGCUUACGGUCCACCGCGCGGGUCGGCGGGUUUCUGUCCGUGCUGCACGUGACGAACAUCGGUUCGGGUAUGUCCAUCCGGUCGUUCUCCAGGAUGCACUCCGGUGUGUCUUGCGUCGGGUUGUUCGCGUGCAAUUCCGCAUUGCAACUUUCCGUGAUGCACACGGCGUCGGUCGGGAGCAGCAUGUCUUUAAGGACUUUUGCUAGACACAGCAAUGCGUUGUCCGUUUUGGAUGCGGUGACGCUCGGGUCUUCCUUAUCUCUGCGGCAGCUGGCGGCUCGGUGCGGCUCACGGUUGUCGGUGUUGAACUUCGUUUGCAUCAGCAGCGGUUUGUCCGUACGGGCGACUUGCAGGUCGGGCGGGAAAACCUCCCUUGCGGAUUAUUUCGGCCUCGGAUCGUCUCUGUCGCUCCGGGCGUUCGCGCGCGUUGGCAGCAGCAUUUCGGUGUUCGAAUUUGCCACCGUCGGGUCGUCGUUCUCCCUCCGGUCCUCCGUCCGCAUGGGUAGUAGAUUGUCCAUCGUUGACUUCCUGCACAUUGGCAGUGCGUUAUCCAUCCGUGGCUACACGCGGGUCGGCAGCAGUUUGUCCCUCGCGGGUGGUGCGAAGCUGAACUGCCAGAAGAGGCUCUCAGUCCUGGAUUUCUUAUCCAUCGGGUCCUCCACCUCUGUCCGGGCGAUUUCCAAGACGGGGUCGAGAUGUAGCUUGUUGAACUUUCUAGAACUGGGCAGUUCGGUCAGUUGCAGAUCCAUCGGGAAGAUUUCCUCCGGAUUAUCCGUCGUUGGAACUAGCAGGGCUUGUGGCGCACUCUCCGUCCUCUCCUUCGGCAUCCUCGGGUCGAGUCUCUCUAUCCGCUCCGCCGUCGCCGUCGGGGAGCGCGCCUCGGUGCUCGACUUCCUGCACAUUGGCAGCGCGAUGUCCGUGAGGUGCGGCAUGAAGUUCGGCACUUACUUCUCGAUGCUGAGUUACUGCUCUCUCGGAUCCGCCUUAUCCGUCCGCGGGUACGCGAAGUUCGGCGAGAAAGUUUCCAUCCUCAACUUUGUUGAGGCCGGCAGCUCCCUCUCGAUGCGCAACUUCAUCAAGGCGGGCGACAGCUACAGCUCGGUCGGUUUGAACUUUGUCGGGUCGGCUUUGCGGCUGUCCGUCAUGAACUUCGUGCAGCUCGGCUCCUCCGUCUCGUUGAGAUCGCAAGCGCGACUCGGCUCCCGACUUAGCGUUCUCGACUUCAUGAACAUCGGAUCCGCCAUGUCGGUCCGCAACUCGGCGAGAUUCGGCAGCAACUGCAGUGUGCUGGAUACGUUCAACCUCGGGUCCGCACUCUCGUUACGGUCGUACGCCAACGUUGGUAGCAGAAUGUCGAUUAUGGACUUCUUGCACAUGGGCUCCUCGUUCUCCUUACGUAGCUUCGGAAAACUGGGGACCAAAGCCUCGAUUCUGGACAGCAGCACGCUCGGAAGUGGUUUGUCGCUCAGGAGUUUUACCAGAACAGGCUCGCGAUUCUCCACCUUCGACUUCUUACAGCUCGGAUCCACUAUGUCUCUGCGAUCUUACGUCCGCAUCGGCUCUGCGUUCAGCGUCCACGGUUGUCUAAGAACUGGCUCGGUGACCUCCAUGUCGGUGCUGGAGCGCCUGACAUUAGGAAGCAGUUGCUCCUUACGGUGCUUCGCCAACUUCGGCAGUCGGCUGUCCUUGUUCGAUUCCAUCGCCAUGGGCAGCUGUUUGUCUCUCCGGAACUACGCGCGCGUCGGCUCGUCCGCGUCUAUCCUCGGAUCUCUGACGAUGAGCGGAAGGAUGAGCGUAUUAGACGCCACGUCUUUGGGUAGCAGCUUCUCGCUCCGGUCAUUGAUCCGGGUGGGAGGAACUACCUCACUAUUCGACUUCGUCAACACAGGCAGUGCACUCUCCGUCCGCGCCAUCGCCCGCUGCGGCAGCGGUUUCAGUGUGGCGGGGAGUAAUAGACUGGGGAGUCGGUGCUCCGUGUUUUCCCAGUUGCAUCUCGGUUCCUCUUUCUCCAUCCGGGCACAAAGUAGACUCGGCGACGCGUUGUCGGUUCUGCAGUUUGUCAACAUGGCCAGCUCCGUCUCCUUGCGGAACUUCGCGCGGUUCAGCUCCACUUUGUCGAUCUUCGACGCGGUUGUUCUCGGCUCGUGUUUAUCCAUGCGCAGCCACGCUAGGUUCGGCAGCUACUGCAGCGUGCUGAACUUCGCGAACCUCGGGUCCAGCAUGUCCAUUCGCAGCUACAUCCGGAUCGGGUCGUCGUGUUCCGUCCACAGCGCAUCCUUUUUGGGAUCCGUCUACCGAUUGUCUGUCAUCGACGCGGUGUCUUGCGGGAGUAGUUUGAGCGUAAGGAAUCUUAUGCAGUGCGGCAACAAGUUCUCCGUGUUGGACUCGAUCUACCUCGGAUCCAGCCUAUCCUUGCGCAGCUACAUGAAAGCGGGGAAUCGUGUCUCCUUACUUGACGCAUUGACGCUCGGAUCCUCCAUGUCCAUCCGCGCGGGCAUCCGUGCGAUGCCGGGGAAAAUGUCGGUGCUGAGCUUCGUGCAUCUAGGGAGUAGCUUGUCCGUCCGGUCAGUCUGCAAUGUCGGGUCGAGAUCCAGCGUGUUGAACUUCCUCGCGUUAGGGUCAAGUUGCUCCAUCCGGUGCCAGAGCAGAUUGGGCGACAGAUUGUCUAUUUUAGACUUCUUAGCCCUCGGUUCCACGGUCAGCAUCCGUUCGUUUGUCCGGUGCGGCUCGAGUUUGAGUGUAACCGGUUACGUGCGGUCGCAUGAGGGCAAGGUGAACAAAUUAUCCGUCGUCCACAUUGCGGACCUGGGGUCGACUCUGUCGUUACGGUCUAUGGCGCGAAUGGGGAGCAGCAUGUCGGUCCUGGACUUCGUCACCCUCGGCUCAAAUCUGUCGGUGCGGCAGUUCGCGAGAUUAGGCAGCUGCUUGUCCAGCAACGGGCAGACGCGGUUGGGUUCCCGAGGCUCGGUCCUGGACUACCUCAGUAUGGGAUCGACUUUCAGCGUACUGAUUGUUUUUUUUGCUUUUUUUGUUGAAUGAUGAUGAGUAGAUGUAGAUAUGUUGUCGUGCUGUCUAGGCGAAUGAGCUUGUGGCAUGGAAGUAAAACGUUGUCCACCAUGUAGUAUUCCUGCAAAAAGCUUUUAACCUCCAAAAAACAUUGCAAAACAGAUUCGCGGCAUGUCAAGAGUCCACUGGAAAUGUUCGGUCCUGAGCUUCGUCAACCUGGGCAGCUCCAUGAGCUUGCGCUCGGUUGCGAGACUCGGAUCCGCAUUCAGCGUCGCGGGCACUGGAACCACGGGGAAGAUCACGUUCAUGAGCAAGUGCUCCCUGCACAGCCGUGUCGAACUGGGAUCCAGUCUGUCUGUCCGGAGCUUCGUCCGAUUCGGCAGCAGAAUCUCGGUAUAAUUUUCGAAACUUGAAGAUCAUGAGUAAAUGCAAAACACAAGAAAAACUAAAAACACGACCAUACUUGUUCACUGAGUUGUGCAAAGAGCAAAACUUCAUUUCGCACUAGUGCCAGAUGAAAACAACAACUUGAAAACAAACUUCCACAAACAGGUUCUCGACCACCUUGCCCUGGGUUCCUCCUUCUCCCUGCGUGGACACGUCAAACCAGGAGCGGCGUUUUCGACCCUGUCGUUUACGCAUUUGGGCUCCUCGCUGUCCAUGCGGAAAGUCGUGAAGAUUGGUAGCAGCGCUUCCGUCAUAAACUUCGCCAGCCUGGGAUCCGCGCUGUCGGUACGACAGUUCAGUCGCUGCGGUUCUACCAUGAGCGUCCGGGGCUGCUCGACCUGCGGCGGGCUGGGGAGUGUCUACAAGCUCUCGGUCAUCAACGAAGUGCUCAUGGGUACGUGGUUUUUUUGUUUUCAUCGAUAGAGAAGGCUGAGCGGUUCUUUCCGCGUUUCAAAAAUGCAGUUACAGACUUCGCUCUACUGCCACGAAAUGUUAAAUAGAUCAAGACUCCAGACUCUAGAAGAAGAAUCUGAAUGCUACGCUUGCGCCAUACCUACAGAUAAAAUACAACAUCAAAACCAAAAAUCAAAAACCCCACAGGUUCCGCCCUCUCCCUGCGGCAGUUUGUGAAGUGCAGCUCCUUCAUCAGUGUGAUGGACGCGGCUCACAUGGGAUCGGCCUUGAGCGUCCGGCGGUGCAGUACAUUACAUAACACGCUUUCCAUCCUCCAGUUCUGCAGCCUCGGCUCCAACAUUUCGCUGCGGGCUGCGACGAGACUGCAGGGCGGAAUGGGGCUGUCGGUUUUGGACUUCGUCCAAAUGGGUAUAGAACUUUCAGCUCUUUCGAUGUUUUCUUCUCACGUUCUUUCAGCUUAUCGAAUAGCAAUCGCAAUGAUUUUUGCGCGUUUUCUAUGCAACUUUGUUUGAGGAAUUUCUAUCCUUGAUGAACUUGACUGCAAAAAAGAAUACAUACAAUAAUUGAUGAAAAUAUCCCGAAAUAAACUACUACAACAGGUUCUUCCUUCUCUGUGAGGACAAAUACGAGGUUCGGGAGUCGAUGCUCCGUUCUCGACGCCACAAGUCUCGGAUCGUCCCUGUCCUUGAGGACCAUGAGUACUUGACUUGUCCUUUUUUGUUGUCGAAUUAUAUGCGUCGCCCUAUAAGGAAAAAACUGGAUUUUAUGAAUGCUGAAUGAGGUAAGAAACCAGAUCUGCAACUGUCAUGCUGUACUACGAUUAUCACAAAAACAAAACAGACCGGCUUGGUGGCACGAUGUCCGUCCUGGACUUCGUGAACAUGGGUUCCUCGGUCUCCGUUCGUGGCUUCGCCCGCUUCGGAUCGACUCUUUCGGUCGUCCACGGCAAAUUCGGAUCGGUAUUUAAGAAUGCUUUUUGAUUUUGUCAUGCACAUGCUGAUUCUCCAAUUCACGAAUGAAAUCUGUUACGCAUGUCAUGCGCUUGCGAAAUGAAAAUGAAACCAAAGUCCAACCAGCUCACUUUAUCAGUCACAAAGCACUUCCAAAAUAAAAACCACACAGGCCCUGAACGUGCGCAGCACGAUUAGUGCCUCGAAUUUCGCCCACAUCGGCAGCACGAUCUCCCUCCGCGGGUACAUGAAAAUCGCCGAUAGAAUGAGUCUGGUUGAUUUCCUGGAACUCGGAUCCGCUCUUUCCGUCCGGUCCUUCUGCCGCGUGGGGAGCGGAGUCAGCGCGACGGGAACGUCAACCUGCCUCAACAUCGGGGCGUCGCACAUGACCCGACUCAGCUUGAUGGAGAACCUGAACCUCGGCAGCGCCAUGUCCCUCCGGAGUUCCAUGCGCUUCGGGGGCAGGGCGUCCGUGCUCGACUACGUGUCGCUCGGAUCAAGUAUUUAAAGAACUGGAUUCGUUUUCUUUGUUUUUGUUAGGCUUCUCUUUUAGAACAUUCUGCUGAUCAUGUCAGAGCAUUCAAAUUAUUGCGUACAGGCGGUAGUUAUUUCGAUGCAAAUGGAGUAGCAUUUGAAAAAAUUUUCAAAAAUCAGGUGUAUCCAUGCGCGCUGUAAUGCGUCUGGGCUCUACGCUGUCCGUUAAUGGUCUCGGUCCGCUGAAUAGCCACGGCCUGUCCGUCAUCACCUCAUGCACAUUGGGCAGCGCGCUCAGCCUCCGAGCAAAGUCAAUGUAUUGAUGAUUUUUUUGUUGUUGCCCUUGCCUAGCUUUAGUUGUUGCUUUUUCACCAGUGCAAAUGUAUUCGGCGUGCUACUGAAAAAACUCGAAGACAAAAACCCAACACAAAAAAUGAACAGUGGCGCCAAGUGCCUGUCCGUGAUAAAUAUGGCGGUGCUGGGCAGCACCCUCUCCGUGCGAGGCUUGAAACGUAUUGGCAGCCGGUCUUCGGUGUGCAACUUCCUGGCGCUGGGGUCCACGCUGUCCGUCAGGGCGUACAUGCGGGUAGGAAGUGCUGUCUCCGUGGUGGGUGGUCCCACGACCACGUCGGGCUCCGUCAGCAUCCUGAGAUCACGUACUAAUAAGUCGUUGUUUUGAUGUGUAUCUGUUCCAUCAUCUACUCCUCGCGAACGGAUAAAGAAGUUUUACAGUGAGUCAUUCUUUUGCUCAUCUUUGUCGAAACAAACUCGUCCCCGAUAGUCAAGACACAAAAAUUUUUGAAAAAUCCACAAAAAAACAGUUACCCUGGGCUCCUCCCUGUCGCUCCGGAGCUUCGCAAGGCUGGGAGGCAACAUCUCAGUCCUGGACUUUACCAAUCUUGGAUCGGCUCUGUCCGUCCGCAGCGCUGCAAGACUGGGAAGCAGUAUUGAUUUUUUUGAAAAUUCUUGUAAUGCUCAAGUCACAUGGACAUGAGCACAAAAAUAUCUCAUGCAUAGACAGCAAAAGUUGAUGUCCAUUUUGAUAGACUGAUCGUGAUUUUUCGAAAAUUCCAAAUCAGGCUUGAGUGUUGCCGGAAGUGUCGUAUUCGGCGGUGCCAACAGCGUCCCGGUCUACUUCAAUUCCAACAAACAAGCCAACUACUUCAAGGAAGGGGUAUAAUGCUUUUUUUUGAACGACAACGAUCUUUAUUGUGCCUACUACUUACAUUUUUUGUCAUUUCUUGCGCCGCUGAAGUAGAGAAAUAGCUAUGGGCUCAUUUGCUUUGCGAUGAGUUUUUAUUUAUUCCCAAUCCUAAUUUAAAAAACAGACGUCCCCCAUUGCGUGGGAGAUGUGGCGCGAGCAGAGUUCAGUUUCUGGCCGGGCGAUCUCGUUCUACAGCGGGGUGACCGUGGCGGGAACCCACAUCGCCAGUAAUAUCUUCCACGGCACCUGGUCCAGUGACAGCGUGAUUUCCACCAUCUCCGAUCAACGGCUCAAGAAAGAAGUCCGACCGUUGUACGAAAGUCUGGCGGAAAUCAGGCACAGGUAUCAUACCGUAUGAGAUAGCAUUAUAGGAUUUUGGUUUCUUGUGUCAGGGUCAGGGAUAAAGAGAAAACCAGUUUCACCAUCCUGACCCUCGUGGUUUCCAAAUAGCAUACUGAAAUUCGUUUUUUGCCGUCUUGAUGCAAACUUGUUACACAAGACAAUCGUCCAUCCUUGUAAAAAUCUUCAUCAACAGGCGUCUGUCCUACCCGGUCGACUUACACUACAACAUGACCGACCUCCGGCCAGUGCACACUAACGUGACGGAAAUCGCGGUACCAGAUCAACAUAGUAUACAUGCAGCGAACGACCAACCAAGACCAACCACCACCUGGGUCGUCACCGAGAACCUCCCGAACGGAACCAACGUCACCACGAGGUUCGAUACCGAAAAGGAAGCGCUGAUGUACGAGGCUCUGCUCGAGUUCAAGGCCUUGAAGCCGGUGAGUUACCACUUGAAGCGCGACGUGGAAGCGAAGCAACUCUACUACGGGUUCAUCGCGCAAGAGUUGGGCGAGUUGUACCCAACGUUGGUGACCCAAACCGCUGCGGAUAAAUAUGGUAUUGUGCUGAGUUUUUUUUUCGCAAAUAAUUUACAAAUGCUCGUACUCCAUCUAGUGAUCUGCAUUCGGGGUGGAACUGUUGUGAUGUAGUUACAACAUGAAAUAAAUGUUGAAAAAUUUUCAAUUCCGUUUUAUCUUCCUCUACCCUCCCCUAUCACAGGUAUCCGAUACCAAGACAUUAUCGCGGUGCUGACCCUGAUGGUGCAGCAGCGCAUGCAGCGGCUCGAUAUCGUCACCACUCGGGUCGAACGGGUCACGGAGACCAUUGUCACCCACCAAGCGCCGCAGGUGCACGCCCAGGCGGAUAGACUCCGGGCGUUGGAGAAAGAAAUCGCAAAGCUGCGCCGCGACGAAACUGUCGAAAAGGUUGCCGAAGAGCAGCUGAGACGCCGCAAAGCCGCAAAAAGCGCGCAGAAAGGACUUGCGGAAGGAGGAAAGAAAUCCGGGUAAAGGAAGGAAAAAGCAAGAGUCAUCCUCUAGAAGAAGGGAUCGUAAAAAACAAGAAAACCUACAGGAGAAAAUUGACCGAAGGAAAAAAAAAAUGUAGAACAGACAUCGAAAAUGUAUGUUGAAGUUAUUCGAAAAAAAGUCAGUCAAUACAGUUCUUUAGUUCGAGCACAAUGAUCGCAAGUUGAGAAGACCUAAUUUCUAAACAAGCAGUAAGAAGCCAGUAAUAUUAUCACACAGAAAAAUCCUAAAUAUGUUACUCUUGUUUCGCUUUGACUUAAUUCUACUUGAUAAUUGCUAUGGAAGUGCAGUUGGCGGGUACGUCUAUUUCACAGGUUAGGUGACUAAAUUGAAGAUUACCAGAUACAACAACACCUUUCCUGGCAGUAGGCACAGCCAAUUUGCACGCUCCAAAAUAACACUCUGAUAGAUAGAUCGCACAAAUAAUUUUCUGAUGAAGAUAGAAGAUUGCGCGUUGAAGAAAAAAUACCUGUUCUCUCUAAACUUACUUCUCGUUUCGCAUUGACACUUUUCUGAUGAAGGUUUAGUUAGGUUUGACACUUAUAGCAAAAAAAUCACUUAAAUACGCAGGAAUAUCAAACAGUUUGAUUGAAAUUGACCCGUUUCGAGGAAAAUGUUUAUUUGCCAAAAUCCAGCAGCAACAGUCAGACUUUCUCAAUUCCUACCAAAACCAAAAGCACUACCAAAAUUCAUUUCUUUGACUAAGACUACCCAAAAGCUAUCCAAAAGAAGCACAUUGACCUACGGAGACCGCAAGCGACAAAUACUUUUGCCAUCUACGGAAAUAAGUAGCCAUACUCACUGCUAUUAGAGAUGAACAAGCUCUACUCCUCGGGCCGCGCUACUGCCAAUAGCCUGCUCGAGGGUCUGGGUUACAGAGCCAAAAAAAAGCACCGGGUUGAACAAGCUGUGGGGAAUUCCGUUGCUGCCAACUGCGGAGUUUCCUUUACAGGUUCGUCCAAAAUAUCGUGCUAUCUUUCCUUUACAGUUUCACCACAGCAGCCACGUCUGCUGUGGUAAACAGAUGGCUACGAAUCAUCAUUUAAGCGGAGUAGAUGAAUCGCAGAAAUUUUACAAAACGAAAACUGCUUGUCUCAGUCACGGUCAAAAGACAAUACCUCAACCUAAAAUUGCAUGUCACAACAACUCUUAACAGGUUUACAGAAAUAUUCUUGAAAUUGAUACAGAGACUACUUUUAUUUUGACUUGAUUCACAGGAUGAUACAGAAAUUGCGUCUCGCAGCAAGCAGCGGAGACCGAGUUUGUCUAAUAUUCUUAUUCACAGCAGUAGAAAAACAAAAAGCGAAAAUCAUCAGGCUAGGUAGUGCACGCAUGUGUGCGCUUGGUGGGGUCUUGCGCUGCAGGUGCAUGAUCAUACUCCAGGCCUCCUUGCGUUGUACUAGUAUCACUGGUCUUCCCAGAUGACGCUCGGCUUUUCUUUCUAUCAAUUCUUUUCAGCCAAAGUAAGUACUUAAAUGCUUUCUAGGACAAAGCAAACUGUGUCACAGUUAAAAGACGUGAACG
Amoebophrya sp. A120 is the source of this 65568-nucleotide messenger RNA. The record is from the annotation of a GenBank genome assembly. Lineage: Eukaryota; Dinophyceae; Syndiniales; Amoebophryaceae.